GAAAGAUUAUAAGUUUCACCAACUCUGCAUAACAUUUAACCACAGUUUUUUUUUGAUGGCCCCUCCUUAAACAGUCUGAGUUCCUCCCUUCAUUCACAAGGACUUGCAGAACAUCUCCGACACUUUCCUCACAGUGUUUUACGGGUGUGGUGUGUGGGCCAGAGUUUCCUCAGGUAGAUUGUCAGUUGAAUCUCAGUCUGUACGAGUGUCAGACUCACUAACAAGAAAGAGGGGACAGAUAUGGGGUACACAGAAAGAAAUGAGGGUGAGCCUUUGGAAUCUGUGAGCCACAUGGUGACUAAUCUACCUACAGAACAGGUGUGUACAUAUCUACACAUAUAUAUAUGUAGAUAGAUAGGUCUGUGUGUAGAAGGUUAGUGUGUGUGUGUAUAUAAUUAGUUAUAAAUAAAAGGAUGAAGCGUAUGUGGGCAUAUGUUAUGGAAAAGGCAUGUAGAGUUGUCAGCAUGUUAUAUGUCAAUGCAUAUGUACAGUUAUAUGUUGCGUAAAUGUAGGCAACAGAGGAAAAGAGAAUGUUAUUUCUAAACACAUUUUAUCUAUGCAGCAUAUACAUUGUAUAGAUAUGUGCAUUGUAUAAUUUAAUAUAAAAACAAUUAUUGGUUCUUCUGUCGGUUUCUGCUUUUCUGUCUGUUAACAAACAGGUGAGGUAUGACAGACCCAUUAACCUGGACAGGACAGUAACUGAUUUGUUUUUUUAAUAGUUUUUUCAAGUAUUUUUGCUAAUUUAAGUUUAGCAAGCAGGUGGCGCACAAUCACUGUCACUGCUCAUGAUGGCAAAGGAAAACCCUGCAAUAAGAGAUAACCUUAUGUAUUGAAGUAGAUGAAAAAAACAUUUAAAAAGUAAUUCACAAGACUAAAGGAUCACUUAAAACUUCAAGGCCAAAAAAACGUUUGAGAUAAGUAUAAACUAGUGGUUGCUGUUUGGCAUGCACAGAUUGGUAACAUCGUAACUUGGCACUUGCAUACUGAUUUGCUCUCAGUAGGUCACUACUUAUAGUUUCAGGGCAAUCCCCAAGCCAACUGUUUGUCUUACCACAAUGUUAACUGUGGGCCUUAAAAGAAUUGUGCAGGGCAUGUGGUACCUUAAAUGACAAGAGGGGAACAUGUUGGGGCUGUUAUGUACAUAAUGAACUGGGCAGUGACUGAAAUUGAUAGCGGGAUGCUGAUGGAUAUAUGCUCUUACUUAAGAUAAAAUAAUACAAUUAUCUCCAUCUCUCAGUGUAACUGGGUUACUAUGACAUUUAUUAUAUCUAAAAAAAAAAACUAAAAAUAAAAGACAGAGUAGGAAUAAUGAAGUGUAACAAUUCCAAGGGUAAAAGGUAAAGGUACAUUGUUAAAUUAAUUCCAUGAAGAAUGUAAUAAAAGCAUUCUAUGUAUCUAAUUUAGAUAUUAUGGAACUGGAGGGCCCGAGCAUUUUUGUGCCUGAUAAUUACUUAAAUUGAGUAAUAUUUUUAAAUCUUAAUUGCAGAAAAUCCACAACAUUUCUGUGGGCCCAACACAUACCAUAGAAUGUAUAAAUUCUUCUCUUUCCUAUUUUGUGUCUCUGCAUUCUCUUUCUGAUAACAGAUCAAGCAAAUGGACUUGUUUUAUGAAUCUAUAAGUAGAAAUCUAAACCAAAAAGUUGCAGUUUAUUUGAUUUGACAAAAGCUAGUGGUGGCCUAGAGCUGAAGAUUAUUAUUAGGAUAUUCAGAAAAUAGAAAUCACUGAAAGUAUGAUUGGAUACAAAUCAUUUUUUACGUAAAUAGCACCCCUAACAAAUCCCGCAAUGCCACCUGUGAUCUGGCAAAGCUAACCCUAAUAGGAUCCCUCAUGUUGAGUUUCCUGAGUUUUCUUGUACAGUAAAGAGACAGGCACUCUCUAUGCUAAUAAUAGGAAUACUCUAGUAUAAGAGACAGUUUAUCGUCAUAUUGAUCAUACCUCUGCUGCAUUAUAUAAGGAUUCAUAUCUACGGACAUUAACUAUGCUUUACUGUAUAAGCCUUGAGUAAUCACAGAGAAUUCAAAGUAGAAGGCUUCUUGGUGUCCAAAACCAGACUUCUUGGUGUCCAAAACCAUGAAAGCAUCAUUAUACGUGCUUGUGCUAUGAUGAGGGCACUAGGCCAAUGCAGAUAUUGCUUCAGCUGCGCUCUUUGCAUAGUCUGCCCUGAGUGGGGUUGACGGGAAGGCUCAUAUGUGGAAGUCAGACUAAGACAUCUCUACUAUGGGUGUGCCUUAUAAAAGGACCUUAGUUUCUUGAAAGCAUGUAAAAUCUCUCUUUUUAAAAAAAAAAAAAAAUCUUUAUUUUUGUUAAAUGCCGUAGUGACAAAAUAUACAAACAUAUACGUCCAUGAACAUAUUGUAUAAACCGGAAGCGUCACAUCAAAACAUAGGUUAUGCAUUUCUUUUUCUUUUUUUUGAAAGAGAUAUAUACCAAACUAGUAUCGUUUACCAGCAUUUUGUGCAUCUUGAAGCUAACUCCAACUCUGUCAGAAAUGAUCAUAGUGAGCCGAAUCGUCAUUGUUAUCAGCGGUUUUUGCUACAUGUGGUUAUGGGUCGUUUGUGGCUCACAUUAAUCUCACUAAGGCGGCUUCAAGUGUGUUUGUGACAAAGGUGGUUUGUACAAUAUCUUUAUCUACAAUUCCCUAUUACAUUGCUUGCCUGGCAUACAGUGAUAUCAUUAUCUAAUGACCAUGCCCCUGAAGUAGGGGGAAGAACAUAGGACAGAAGAAGAAAGAAAAGAAAGAGCAAGAAAGAAGGGGUGUGGGGGUGGCAAAAUAUCCCUUUUUUGUUAGCCAACAAAGGUAUCACAAAAUGUUAUUCUCAUGCAGUGCCACAUAAUAGAUCAAAUGAUAAAACAAACACCGCGUUAUUUACUAAACACUUGGUUUUGUCUGAAUAGAUAAAAUCUCAUGAAAAUGGCGCAAUACCAACCGGAUUAGCAACGUUCAUAUUUACUAAAGGUAAUUCCAGUCGGAAUUCCGCCAGCCCAAUUUAACCUUUCCCAACCGACUGGAUGCAUGCUUCACGCAUCCAAACACUAUACAAAGUAUAGGAUACAGAAUAUGUACAAAGUACAGAAUUGAAACUAAUGAGGGAUCAAAUGCACAUUUGCCAUUUAUUCUUGACUUAAUUUUGUACAAACAAUAAUUUGAAGUACUAUUUGCCCACUGGCAGUGUUUACAGUCAGAAACAAACAGUGAAAAAAAAAAACCUUGGUAGUGUGAGGGUUAAUCAUGUGGCAACUGGCCAUCAAUAUGACUCCCAUAUUAAGGGAGAUUUUAAACUUACUAACACGUGCAAUACUGUGGAUAGGAACAGUGAAAUGCAAUACUAACGUAACCCCCAGUCCCGACCUGUAGGUGUCCAGGGGGGGAUACUGAUAUAAUAACUGGGGGGGGAAAUCCCACUGUUUCUCCCUAGCCCCCACACAUGAUCAGUGGGCUAUUUACUAAUCAAUGGGGGGGAGUGGGGUAGACAUACCUUCACAUCAGUGGUGUAUUUUGAAAUUUAGGCAUGACAGAUCUUGGGCACCUUCCUGCAAAGGCCACACCUCUUCCUGUUAAUUUGCACACAUUUUGACUGACAGACACACACUCACGGACCAGCACACACUCUCAGAUACACUGACAUACACACACACUCACUGAUUUGACACAAUCUGACACACAUACAAUCAUUUAGACACACACUGACAGAUGCAUACACUCAUUGACAGACGCAUACAUUCACUGUUGGUUGCAGUUACUGACACUUACUGAUAAACAUGCACAAUCAGACACACACAUUCACUGGACACACACUCACACACAUUCACUGAAACACAAACACUCACUAACAGACACACACUCACUGACAGACACACACACACACACACUCAAAUUCACUGACACACACACUCACUCAAAUUCACUGACUCACACACAUUUCCCCCCCAACACUCACAAUUACUAUUAUUUAUUUUUUUACAUUUAAAUCCACCCAGCCUUCCUACUUUUGGGAUAGCUGGUGGAUUUUUCACCUGGGGUCCAGUGGGGAUGCUGGCCAGACAGCUGUUGUCAGCGAGGGAGCUGUGAUCUCUCUGCUCGGCUCCCUCGCAUGCCGCAAAGUGUUUCUGGGAGCUGGACUGACGUAAAAUUCCGGCUCCGGCAUCACUGCGGGUCGCGAGAGGGAGCUGAGCAGAGAGCGCUCAGGGGAAAGUGCUCCCUCGCCGCCUGCCUGGGAAUUAACUGGCCGCCUGCCCCUGGGCCAGCUCUUGGACUAAAAUGAGGCAAGCAAGGCAUUAGCCUGGGCAUUUUUUGCCACCCCCUGGAAAUUGUCACCCCAGGUAAAUGCCUCGUUUGCCUCGCAAUAGAUACAUCGCUGCUUCACAUAUGGAAAAGACAUCAUUACGCCUAAAACACAAAAUAAUAAGAGAAUUGGAUUUUUAUGUCCUCAGGACUCUUGAUUUUUUGGGUUUGGACAGCCAAACCAAUUAAGAAUAAAGACUCAUAGCUGUACAGACUGAUGGGUAUUUGCAUGAAUAUAUGUAAUGCAUACUAUUACACAUCUUCCAAAUAUACAUACAUGCAAACAUAUAAUUACAUUAACAGAGUACAAUUAAUGUAGCUAUAAACUGACAAAUAUCAAGAAUAGCAAACUGUGCAGCAGAACAAGCACUGUUACUAAGUUACUUGGUAUACAGAGAUAUACAGAGAAGCAACAAGUAAGUGCACAAAUACAUGUAACCAUAACACAAAGGUAGUUGAACAGACUGAUAGCAACACUAAAUGGUUUAUUCAUUAAAUAAUUAAUUGUGGUCUUCUGAAAUGCAAGGAGAUGGACUGAAAAUAUACCUGUGAAGUGUUGGGAAUUCAUCAUGGAAUUGCAAAUUCAAGGCCAAAAUAGACAAAUUGGACAUAGCUAACAUUUUACAAUUAAGCUAUUUUGACCUGAAAUUUUCAAUCCAGUGGUGAAUUGCUAACAAUUCGUGGUUUCAUGAAUAACCUUAUUUGGUUGUCAGCUCACUACAGUUCACAGGUUAGUGAAUGCAUUCGUUAUACAAACAUAAAAGUGCACAUGUAUUAACAGAAAUAAAUGUACUAACUACUUUUAAAAUUAAUUAGGUUCCAAGUAGGUUCCUGGUAGAUGACAGUACUAUGUAGGGGAGCUGUUUGUUUAACCCCUUAAGGACACAUGACAUGUGUGACAUGUCAUGAUUCCCUUUUAUUCCAGAAGUUUGGUCCUUAAGGGGUUAAUCUGCCCAAAGGUACAGUGCCCGUUCAUCUCAUCAAUACAUCUUGGUUAAACGGAAGGGCCAAUAAUUAAAUAUGCUUAAAUACUUGAUACUUGACAAAGUUGUGUCCAAGGCCAGUGUGCCCACAGGCCUACAAUAAUUACAUAUGCCAAAGCACUUGAUAGGGCUGCAUGGCUGCAUAUUAUUAUUAUAUUCCAUGUGAAUCCUCAAUGUUACUGAAAAUCAGUCAGUCAGUUGGUUUUAUGCCCUCAUUUGUGUAUAAUUUAUGUGACCUUCUCUGAUAUACUCAAGUCAGAGCCGGGUUAAGGUUGCUGCCUUUGAAGUUAGCGCUGUAUCUUUCUUUUUAUUGUAUAAGGUUGUCCAGGGUCCUAGGCAGGGCACCACAUUGGGUCCUAAGCUCUGUUUUUGUGUGUGGUGUGUGUAGGGGCUGAGUGUUGCAUGUGUGGAAGAGUGUGUAUGUGUGUUUAGUAUUAUAAACAUGUGUAUGUGCCUGAGAAUGUGCGUGUGUGUGUGCAUUUCUGACUAAGUGUGUCUGUGUCUCUGACAUUGUGUACUUGUGUGUGUGUGCGCCAGAGCAUCAUUGUGUGUGAAUGGGUGUCUCUGUGUUGGUAUGCAUGUGUAUGUAUGUGUCUGGGAGCAUAUGUGUGUGGGUAUUUGCUCACUGUGCUGUGAGCUUUUGUUUUUUGUUGUGUUUAUGAUCAGGCUGUGUUUCAUGUGUGGGAGGUGACUGUGUAUGACAAUGACUAUCACCAGGUGGUGACUAUGGUAGGGUGAGGGGCGAAUGUGUGACUAGUGAGGAGUGUGGGUGUGGCAGCAUUUGGGGUGAGUAUGACAGGGUUUGGGGGUAGGUGUGACAGGGUGGGGGAUGAAUAAGACAGUUUGAAGAGAUUGAGUGUGACAAGGUUGACUGUGGCAGGGUAUGUGAGGGAGUGACAGUAUGUGGGGAGGAUGUGUUAAACACAGUCUCCAUACACUGUAUUAUAUUUUUUUAAAUAUAACAUUUGCCCCCAUCCUGCUCACUUCUUGGGCAGGAAGGGGGUGCACAAACACAUUCCCUGGUGGUUCACUGGGCUGCUGGUCCAGCCACAGACCUUCCAGUCCGGUGUUCUAUCCGAUAAGUAUACUUAUCAGAUUUCUAUACGGACAUCACUUCGGUGCUGAUCUCUGGGUAUACAAUUCUGAUGCGUUAUCAGAACAAUGGUGCGGGAUCAGCUGCUCCUCUAAUCUGAAGGUGUACCACGCACCCUUUAGAUAUAGAAAUCUGAUGGGUGCAUUGCAAAUGUGCGUGGUACAUCAAUCAGAUUUCUAUACUACAGCUUUCACUAUGUACUAGUGGAAAUAGUGGAAAUAGCUGAGAUGCAGCAUUAUGGGGGUGACACACUAGGGAUGGGGAGGUUAAUGGGGGUUAUAUACUGGGGAUGGGGGGAUAAUAUUGUGACACACAGGGGAUGGGGGAUUUAUGGGGGUUAAUGGUGUGACAUACAGGGGAUAAGUGGUGACACACUGGGGAUUGGGGGUUAAUGGGAUGACAGGUGUUAGAGGGUGACACACAGGGGAUAGAGGGUUUAAUGGGGGUUAUACACUGGUGAUAGGGGGGUAAAUGGUGUGACACACAAGGAUGGUGGGGGUAAAUUAUGGUGAUCCCCUGACUGUCACUCAACAACCCCACAUCCUCUGUCUGUCACCCCAUUAACCCCCCAAUCCCUAGUGUGUCACCUGUGGUGACAUUUUGUUAAACUGAUAUGGUGACCAGGGGUCAUGCGACCAAGCUCAUGUAUGCCUUACAGUGGUAUAAGCUUUACCCUUUGAUAUGGUAAUUUGGUAAUUCAAUACCUUUACAAGUCAGGAAAGAGAUAACCACUUUUCCCUAUCUCCAUUCCUCCCUGUUCCUUUUUUUUUUGGCUGUGCUUCUGAGAAGACACGUGAGCAGACAUGGACUAAUUUUUAUAAUGGUGAACUGUGAGUGGGAUUUGGUGACUUUAUAAGAUUUGGUUGUUAUUUUAGUAAGUUAGAUUGUUGUUGUUGUUGUCUCUGAAUAAAUAUUUGUUAAAGUAGACGGACCAGAGUUUAUAUGUGUAUGCAUACAUAAUUUAUAGAGUUUGGUAAUAUACCACAGCCCCCUUAACCCCCCAAUCCCUAGUGUGUCACCCCCUAUACCCUAUGUGUCACAAAAUUAACCCCCAUUAACCACCCAUCCACAGUGUAUAACCCCCAUCCCCUGUGUGUCACAACAUUAUCCCCCCCAUCACCAGUAUAUAACCCCAUUAACCUCCCCAUCCCUAGUGUGUCACCCCCAUAAGUCUGCAUCUAAGCUAUUUCCACUGUGUUAGUACACAGUGAAAGCUGAAGUAUAGAAAUCUGAUUGAUGUACAGUGCGCAUGCGCAGUACACCCGUCAGAUUUCUCUAUCUGGAGGGUGUGACGCGCACAUGCACAGUACACCUUCAGAUUAGAGGAGCAGCUGAUCCUGCGUCAUUGGAAGCGACGUCUGUCACAAUUCUAUACCCCAAGAUCAGCAACUCACCGGAAGUGACGUCCGUAUAAAAAUCUGAUAAGUAUACUUAUCUGAUAGAACACCGGCACUCUGCGAUGACCUCAGAGCUUAGGUUGGGAAUUCCACUGCCUGUGCUCUGACUCCCUCACAGAGCACUUCAACUCCUAGAGAGUGCACCACAGACCACAAGGGAAGGAUUUGUUUUUUAGGGCUAUACGGGAGAUCUUUUCUUUAUCAGAGCCAGGGAUUCAGGCUCAGACAGGGGUGCACCUGGCCCCUGUCUAUGCUCAGGCCCUAGGCUGCAGCUUUGGUCUCCUCCAAGUUAUUGGGUAGUGUGUGUGCACAUUAACCUAUUUAAUGCAACAUAAUGCAGGUUAUAGGGGCCUGUUAAUAGUUCAGGACCAUCACAAUAAUGUAUAAACAGUUAAUAAUUUAAUUGCAUUUUUGUUGUUUUAGGUGUUAUAGUAGGGAAUAAACAGGUGGAGUGAGAAUGUAAAUGGCUGCCUACUGGCUGCACAGAAAGGGUAAAUGUUUGAGCGAAAACUGGCAGCAAAGAAAGGGUUCAAGGAAAACUCAAAGAAUCAUAACCAUAGCCUGAUGCCUCCUCUAUUGUAAGUAGUCACCGUUUUAGAAUAAUCAACGCUUUUAAUACUUUAGAAAGAGAAUGGGAAUCUCUCUGAGCUAUUCCCUGACACUUUUGGCAAAUUAACUAAGAGAGUUAAUGGACACUCCAGGGUCUCCCACUCUAGUGGUUAUGGUGCUUGGAGAUUUCCUUUAAUAAUAGCAAAGGGAAAACAAUUAUAUAUAUAUAUAUACAUAUAUAUAUAUAUAUAGAUAUAUAUAUAUAGAUUUAUUUUGUAUUUUUUAUUUAUGUAUUUUAAUUUUGAGCUAGUGUAAUGAAAGGCAGGUAAGGAUUAACCCUAGAGGACAUUGCUGGGAGUUAUAAAGUGAUGUUUUAGCAGAGCUAUGAUUCAGUUGUAUAGUUGAUGUGUAUGCCUAGUUACUUGCUAGAUUGUAUCAAGAUAGAAACAUGGUGUUUGUAAAUAGUGAGUGAUUACACACAAAAACAGCAUAUUGUCCACGGACUUAAAAAGGAUUUCCAUCAAACCCUGCAGGAUUCAAUAGAUUUAAGAGCAACUAAGUAGUCAUGUUACUGUGUGUGCCGAGAAGAAUAAAAUGUUACAAUUGGUAGUUUGGCUAGGUCAUGCUCAGACUGACUAAUAUGAAUGCUAAGUGCUCGUGGCAGAAGGAUUCCUCUGCACACAGUAAUGUUUGUUAGGGAUCAGCUGACAUGAAACUUUCAUAUGUUGACAUCAGUGCAGGGAGAGGGGACCAGGCAUGAGUGGAACAUGUAUUAAUUAUUAUUAUUAUUAUUGCCAUUUAUAUAGCGCCAACAAAUUCCGUAGCACUUUACAAUAUUAUGAGAGGGGGAUGUAACUAUAAAUACGACAAUUACAAGAAAACUUACAGGAACAAUAGGUUGAAGAGGACUCUGCUCAAACGAGCUUACAGUCUAUAGAAUUGAAAGGAAUUCUGGUCCUGGGACAAGUGUUCAAAUACAUUUUGGUGAGAGAUACAUUUAUUUGAAGGAAAAUAAAUUUCUGGAAGUAAUUGAAUUGCUUUACACAGAGAUUAUUAAAUAAGAGAAAGGAUAGAUGGGGAGGAGAUGAAUAAGCUGUCAGUGUAUGUAUUAGUAUGUAUAUGUGAGCAUAUAAUUAUAUAUUAUUUAUUUAUUAUUAUUUAUCUCUGUUAUACAGUUGAAAUCAAAAUUAUUCAACCCCCAUUGAAUAGCAGGUUUAUUGUCAAUAUUUACAGACUUUCAGCUGUUUGCAACAAACACAUUUACCUCUUAACCCCUUAAGGACUGAGCCAAAUGUACUGUGAUCAAAACAAAACGUAAACAAAAUCUGGAAUUUGACUAUAUGUCUGUUCAACCGUAUUUCACCUCUUUUGUUUUAAGUGCACCCACACUUAUUGUAUAUCAUUUUAUUCAGGGGAGAUGGGGCUUUCAUUUUACAUCAAAUAUUUAGGUAUGAAACAUAAUUUGAUAUGAAUAAAAUAUAAAAAAAUGGGAGAAAAUAAGAUUAUUUUUUUAGUUCUACGUGACAUUUUAGCUGUGAAUAUCAUAAUACUGUUUGCUUUUACUACAAUAAAAUACACAUUUUUGUAUUCAGUGAUGUCUCACGUGUAAAACAGUACCCCUUAUGUACAGGUUUUCUGGUGUUUUGGGAAGUUACAGGGUCAAAUAUAGUAGACAAUCCAAGGUAUUGCAAAUGAGGUAUGUCCAGUCUUUUUUAGUAGCCACUUGGUAACAUACACUAGCCAAAGUUAGUGUUAAUAUUUGUUUGUGUGUGAAAAAUGCAAAAAAACUAAGUUGAACGCCAAAUUUGGCAAGUGUUUGUGACUAAGUGGCUACUAAAAAAGACUGGACAUACCCCAUUUGUAAUACCUUGGGUUGUCUACUAUAUUUGACCCUGUAACUUCUCUAAACACCAGAAAACCUGUACAUAAGGGUUGUCUACUAUUGCAAAUGGUAUGCCAUCAUGGGGGUAAUUUUCAUUCCUGGGCUACCAUACGGUCUCAAAGGCAACGUAGCCAUCUGGCGAAUUUCAAUAUCAAGCCUUAUAUUUGACUCUGAAAACUUUUGAAAACACCAUAAAACCUGUACAUGAGGGGUACUGUUAUACUCGGGAGACUUCUCUGAACACAAAUAUUAGUGUUUCAAAACAGUAAAAUGUAUCACAACAAUUAUAUUGUCAGUGUAAGUGCCUUUUGUGUGUGAAAAAUGUCACUUUCACUGAUGAUAUCAUCGUUGUAAUACAUUUUACUGUUUUGAAACACUAAUAUUUGUGUUCAACGAAGUCUUCCAAAUAAAACAGUACCCCCCCCCAUGUACAGGUUUUAUGUUGUCUUGUAAAGUUACAGGGUUAAAUAUAGUGCUAGCAAAUUAAAUUCCCUGGACUUUCAACCUGGGUUGUCAAGCAGGUCCCGCAAAUUGUAAUUAAUAAAACGACCUAAUUAUAUGUAGUAGUAUUAUAUAUAUACACACACAUGUGUGUGUAUAUAUAUAUAUAUAUAUAACAAAAAAUCAGAUUUAGGCACUCACCCUUAAGAAAACUCCUAUGAUUGUUGCCUUUGGUGCUUCCAGCGUCAAAAAUUAUAACCAUAGAUAAAUAGGAGCACUCAAAAGGACUUCUUUGUCGAUAUUUAUUGUUAAAAAAAAAAAGGUUACAUCAAAGUGUAAGACAUCAAAUCGACGUUUCGACCCCUCAGGGUCUUUUUCAAGAUAUAUAUCCAAAAAAUAAAUAAGGCAAGGCACUCCUCCUUCAUGCAGGAAUUAUAUAAAUGCCCAUGUGCAAUCCCGCGUUAUGUAUAUAAGAAAAAGCAGUCCAGGGAGCACACUGGGUCUUGAAGUUAGUGGAACAAAAUUAUUUAAUGUAUCAUAAAAAAUAAAUCAGCUGAGAGGUACACACAAAUCGACGUUUCGACCCUCCUGGGGUCGAUCUUGAUAAAGACCCCAGGAGGGUCGAAACGUCGAUUUGUGUGUACCUCGCUAUCUUGAUACAUUAAAGUUCCAUAACUUCCAGUAUUCUCCUAAUACUAUAUAUAUAUAUAUAUAUAUAUAUAUAUAUAUAUAUAUAUAUAUAUAUAUAUAUAAUUUUUAAAAAUAAUUUGUAUUUAUAUAUAGGUGUGUAUAUAUAUAGUGAUAUAUAUGUAUAUACUUGUGUAUAUAGAUAUAUAUAUUAUUUCUACAUGUAUUUUGAUAUUAAUUUAUAUAUAUAUUUAUAUCAAAAUAUAGUUUGAACGAAAUUACACAUAUAAUUUUUUAAUUUAUUUUUUAUCAUUAUUUUAUUUUAAAUUUUUUUAAUGUAUUUAUAUAUUUAUUUAAUUUAAUUAUAAUUAUAUAUAUAUUUAAGCAAUACCAUUCUGCAUGUAUUUUGAUAUUAAUAUAUAUAUAAUUAUAUAUAUUAAUAUUAAAAUACACAGUGUUUGUGUAUGUGUAUAUAUAUAUAUAUAUAUAUAUAUAUAUAUAUAAUGUAUAUAUUGGUUCAUUUGAAACUGUGUUUUAACUUUUUUUUUACAUUUUACAGGCAGCAGGGGGACUACCUGUAAUUAUAUGCACUCCCCCUGCUGGCACUGCUGUGGACAGCUAUGCCGUCCAUGUGAUCAUGAGGUCCUCGCAAGGACCUCGCGAUCACAUGGCCCAGGAGGGCCAGAACGGCAGCAGGGGGACUCCCUGGGAUGCCAGGUGAGUCCCCCCACCGCAAUCGCCGGCGAUCCGGGUAAGUACACAGGACGGCGGGGAUGUGCUAUGCCGCCCGCCGGUGUUUAGAGCCGGGUACCCAAGGACGGCAUAGCACGCCCGCCGUCCUUAAGCAACUGUACACGUUGUGAUCAAAACAAAACGUUAACAAAACCUGGAACUUGCACUAUAUAUCUGUUUAACCGUAAUUCACCUCCUCCAUACUAAGUGCACCCACACUUAUUAUAUAUCACUUUGUUCACAAUGUUUUAGUAAAGAGAAACAAGCUUGUUAACUGGGUUAAACAGAUAGCAGAAUACACCACCCUAAACAGCUCCACGGACACAGUAGAAACAUCCUACUUAGUUAGUAGCAUAGUUAAGAAAAGAAAACAUGUGCUGUUAUCUGAAGUAUGCCUACAGAGAUUUUAGGGUAGAUACUACAAAUAUUUGUAAGUUUAACUAUGCAUUUUACACCAAGAGUCAAUAGCUUGGGAGGUUUCAUGCAGCCGGACACUCUUAAUGAUGGUCAACCUAUGCCCAUUGCAGGGAGAUCCGAGUCCCAUGUUGCCUGUGUCUUCAGACUCAGAGCCUGAGAUGUUAACAGGAGAUCCUGCAUCUGCAGUUGCCUUCCCUCUACCUCUCCAUCCCCCCGCUCAUCUUUCAUGCCGAUUCUGAAGUUUAUUGGAUGCGGGGCUGGACGGUAUUUUACCCUCCUCACGAUGCACCUCUGGUGUUGGAGGCCUCUAGUGGAAGCAGCAGGACGUCUCGGGGUGCGACGGGUCAUUUUGAGAGAAGCUUCCACAAUCUCAGGUAGGGUCUGUCUGUGCUGCAGUGUUCUCCAAAAAGCCUCCAAACGCUGGAGUAUUGGGAGCGCUACAUCUCCGGGGAUAGUGCUACUCGUGGCAUCCGCCAUUUUGCAUGUAUCUCCGAUGGCUUGCAGGCAGUAAUCACACUACUGCAGCUCUCUGAUGGGCCCUGGGAGCUGUCAGGUUGGGGACUGGGAUCACCCCACCAGUCCAAAAGGGGGGGUUAGCGGGGUGUCAAGUGCUUAGUUGGAGCUUCGCCUGCGACGGACUGGGAUAUCAGCUGCAUCUCCCUCCCACGCCGCCUCCUGAGCCACACUGGUUCUCGGCAUCUGAAUCAGCAUAGAAGACCGCUGGGUGCACCCCCAGAACAGUCAGUCGGUUUGUGUAGUCAAGAUUCUAUAGCAAGUUGCAUAAUUUUAGCUUUAUCAGCUUUAAAAUUAGUUUUGCUCCUCACCUACCCAAACGAACUGUCAAACAUGAAAUCUUAAAAACUGAAUAAGCUUGCAAUGUAUAUAUGACAAAGAAACGUUGUAUCCCCCUACCCUCUCUUAAUUAUGUACCCUAAAACCAAAUGCAAAAGAAAAAUGACAAAAAUAAAGAAUAAUAAAAAAAAAAAUUAGUUUUGCUCAGUAUUUCUCGAGGAGAACGCAUGAGACACAUCCAGUCGCCAUGAUAGUCGGGCCUUACCUCCAGGGCUUUCAUUUUAUAUGAAAUAUUUAUAUAUGAAACAUAAUCUUAUAUGAAUAAAAUUUAAAAAAAAAAUUGAGAAAUUAAGAAAUUUUAUUUUUUAAUUUCUGCAUGACAUUUCAACUGUGAAUGUCAUAAAACUGUUAGCUUUUACUAUAAUAAAAUACACAUAUUUGUGUUCAGGGGUGUCUAACGAGUACAACAGUAACCCCCAUGUACAGGUUUCAUGGGGGUUGGGAAAGUUACUGGACCAAAUAUAAAACUUGCCCAUUUCUGUUUUUGCCCACUGAAAUUUGCCAGAUUGGUUAUGCUGCCUUUGAGAGCGUAUGGCAGCCCAGGAAUGAGAAUUAACCCCAUCAUGGCAUACCAUUUGAAAAGUAGACAACCCAGGGAAUUCAAAUUUCAAUUUGUACUGAUGAUAUCAUCGUUGUGAUACAUUUUACUGUUUGAAACACUCAUAUUUGUGUUCAGUGAAGUCUCCCAAGUGCAACAGUACCCCCCAUUUACAGGUUUUAGGGUGUUUUGGAAAGUUACAGGGUUAAAUAUAGGGCUUACAAAUUAAAUUGUCUGGACUUUCUGCAUGGGCAGUCAGGCAGGUCCCUGAAAUUGUAAUUAAUAAAAUCACUUAUGUUAAAAUAUUACAUAAAUAUAUACGUAAAAUUUGAAUAUAUAUUUAUAUAUAUUUAAAUUUUACGUGUAUGUUUAUGUAAUCUUUUAACAUAAUAAAGGAAUUUUACUAAUGGAUUUUACUACUGUGGAUAACGACUAUUUUAAUGUAGUCGGUGGCCGUUACAUUACUGGUGGUGAAUUCCCUUGGACGUAAGAAUCCAUAAAAAGCUAGAUAUAUGGCAUAUUGGUUAUAUGUUCGAACAGAGCUGUAUCUAACAAUGAUUUGGAAUAUUUUAUUGUGGAUGGGUAGUCUUUUAGAGGGUAGAUGUGUGUCUGAUUUUUGGAUUCCCUUUAUCAAAGUUUUUAUCUGGUAUGAUGAAAGGAAUCCUGUUUCAUUAGGGUGUUGUAAUAGCAUGUGGUGUUCAAUAUAAUUUUUUUUCACAGUGCUGUGGUUAGUUUUUUUCUGGGGAAAGAGUAGGGAUCUGUCUGGAUGAGGGAAAGAGAGAAGAUAAUCAAGAAGGAACAAAAAGAACACAAAUUAGUUAGAAGUGUGGUGCAGUAGAGAGGGAGGGGAUAUGUAAGAGGAGGGUACAAGAGCAGGAUAGAUGGUAGGUCGGUGCGUGCGGGUCCCCCCGCCUCGCCUCAGCCAGUGUCGUCCUCCCCAUUUCCAGUCCUUGUUUGAGCACCGCUCUGCAUGCUUGUCGCUUUGGUUUAAGAGCUGUAUGGAUUUCCGCUGACUUAGUAGCCAUUGAUCAGUUGUUGGGGGAUUCGUUUGUGAGGGCAGGCACCAGUGAUUUGGCGGCGUUGACCAGGUGUUGCAGGAUCUAUUUUUUUAUAUUGUGAGAUGUGCAGUUUAUUUGAAUGUAGGAGCAAAUUUGCAAUGCCAAAGUCCGGUACAUCCCACAAGAUUUCCGCCAUUAUGUUUUUGACCUUGUUCCAAUAUGGUGACAUUUUAGGACAAUCCCACCAGAUAUGUCGUAUGGAUCCUACCCCUGUGUUGCACUUCCAACAAGUGUCAGGUACUGUUGGGAAUAUCAUGUGGAGAAGGGCAGAGGUGCGGUACCAUUGUGAGAUUUAUAGUUGACCUCUUGAUAUUUAGAGCUAAUCGAGCUUUUAUGUUGUAUAAUGAGGAUUUUCUCCCAUUGAGCAUCAGAGAUGGUUUGAGAUGUUAACUCUUCCCAUUGUCUUUUAAAGGAGAGAGCUAUUUGUUGCCACAGAUGGCUACAAAGCCAGUAUUGGCUGCAGCGUCUGUCCAGAGUGUAGGAGAAUUGUUGAAAAUUGGGGGGUGAACAUGGCUUGCCCAUUUCAUGAUGUGAGAAAAGUGCGCCACAUAAGUAAGUCAGCCAUCGUGUGUUUCUAACGUGAUGCGUGAUUCAUCUGAGGGGAAGUCCGGGAACAAAGAAAGUAGACGGGUAAUGAAUGAUCUACUCUGGGGAAUAAUCCUCAUGGCAAAAUUGAGCGACCCAAGCAGAGAUUGAAGUUCUUUCCGGUUACAAGAACCUAGCUGUAAGUAAAGCUCAAUGCUCGAUAAGGUGUGCUCAAUCUUAUCGUGGCAAAGACUGGCCUCCAUGUGAACCUAGUCCAGUUGAAACCCCAGAAAAUGUAUAACCGUGUCAGGACCUUUUGUUUUUUAGGGGAGACCGGUAUACCCAGGGAUUCAAAGAGAGCCAUCAUUUAUUUGAGGUUCCCACAAGUUCCUGCAUUAAAAUUAUUACAUAUCUGGGACUUGCCCAGGAUUACAAUGUCCCUACCCAGCUUAUCCUUCGAACCUUUGGUUGAUCUUGCCGAGUUAGGGACUGAGUGGCCCUGCUCAACUUCUGUCGUAUUAGGGCAUAGGUUGGUAGAGUGUGCAGUGGAUGCACAAACUGCACAAGCCGGAGUCCUGAGGCCUGCAAAAUGCCUGCACAAUAACUCAGUAUGCCAAUCUACUCCAAUUUAUGCUGUAGUUAAACUGAGUCAGAGCUGCAGCCAUCUUUGCAGAAAAGAAACAGUGGUAGUCAAAGAAGGCUGUACGACCGUAUUUGUGCCCCAGAUCCAGCUUGUGCAUAUAUCCAACUCUUCCCAUUUCUCAAGAUAAACUGAGCAAUAUACAUCCCUAUUAAUCCCAAAACUUAACACAAAUUCAGGUAUAGACAAUUUUUUAUUCAGCCUAGGAUCUCUUGCCCUCAGCACCAGUGAUAUGUCCCCAUACACAUAUGUCCUGUUAGAAGACAUUAACGAGGUUAUCAUAGCAUGAACAUCCAGCAUCUGGGACCAACUAGGCCCUUCCCCUGCAUCCGAGUUAUCGGUCUUAGAGAAGAUGGACUAAUUACAUCUGCUCCGUUGGCAGGGGUACAGGAUCUAGCUGGGGUGCUAGGAAGGGACAGUUCUUCCAGUACUUCAGGAACUUGAGACAUACUGAAAUUAUAUAUAUAUAUAUAUAUAUUUACCAUAAGUGAGACAACGUAGCCUGGUACUGGCUGGCUAGCUAAGGCCAAAGUGGCAAAAAAAUUAUACUACCACAGAGUGACAGGUGAGGCCCUGCUGGUCGCCAAGCGGCUUGAGAUGCGCUAACUAAGUGUUGGCCCGAGGGGAUUUAAGGCCACCGAACAUUGUGGCGGGGUGCUGGCUUCUCGGUGACAAUUAAAGCAGAAGAUAGUAUGGGUGCGACAUGUGAGGCCCUCUCUAUGCAACCAUGUGAGGUGAAUAACUAUGCUUUGGACCGAUGGGCAUAUACCUCCAAGUAUGAGGAUUGGUGAUGGCCUCGCAGGACCACUAGCCUAUGGCAUAAAGGCCAGAAACAUAAACUAUUUGGACAACCUAAUAGAUAUUAAUACCGCACUCUGACGCACGAAAAAAUGUGUCGAAUAGAGACAAAAAGUAUCUGAAUUAUGCAAAAUUUCAUCUGUAAAUAUUUUUCCAGAAAUUCAAAAUCAUAUAUCAAAACUGAAAAUUAUGCUAGCUUUAGUGUACUAAUAAUCUUAAUUUUAAUAAUGAAAGGAGGCAAGUUUAUUUAUAAUCUCUUUACUAACUCCACACAGCAGCAAAGAAACACACAGAAAAAAAGAACCAAUCACAAAAGAGUAGGAUGUACAUAAGGAAUAGUGACCUCAUCAUUUCCUCUUUCAGAAAGCGACAUCAAGCGGAAGUAAACAUAUAACAAGCAAUAACAAUAACUCCCAAGUCCAGAGAAUUCCAUACGAAAAACAAAAAAGUGUUCAGGGACGAAUCAAAUCCAAAGGAUUAAAAUUCCAGAGUGUCACCCGAACAACCAAAUGUCUUCAGAGACGAAUCAUACUGAAAAGAGAAUGUGUGACAGGUUUAGAAACAAAGUCUGUAAAUCCAAGUAACGUACCGUAUACAUCAUCCCAUAGGAGAAUAUUGUAAACUACAAUCUGAUAACUAUAGUGUAAAACUCCACUGAAAAUUCCAGAGACCCAGGACAUACUUGAAAACGAGAGAAAUCUCAAUGUAUCUUUCCUGGUAAAAUAUUUUAUAAAUAAAUUAAUGGAAAUACAAUCAUCGAUGUAAGCAUAAAACAUGAGAGCCAAACCCACCUUAGACCCAUGAUACAUACAAAGAAAACAAACAGAAAGGGUGGGUAGCGAAGCAGGGAGGGAAAAUACUCACCUCCUGUCCUUAUUAAAAUUAAGAUUAUUAGUACACUAACGCUAGCAUAAUCUUAAAUUUUGCAACACGACAGGAGGCUUUGCAUUUUGCAUUUUUAAACACUGAGAAAAGAAUAUAAAACUAAAGAAGAAUCCUAAAGUGCGCCAAGAGGCCCAGCACGUCGGAGCUAAGGGAGAGAACUCUCCGUCGAAUGCCCGCACAUCCGAUACCUGAUGGAAAACCACACCAGACCAAGCCUGGAAGUCUGUCAGCAGAAUGUCUAGUCCCAUAGAGAAAAUGGAGAACGACCUCCACAUCCCAUAAGCCAGAGGUGGAUGCCACUGGGUAGUUGGUACACAAGAGGAUCCCAGUCCGUCGGGAGUCCUCAGGCCGGAACUCGGGCCGUUGAUCCGUCCCAAUCAACAAAUAAGGGAUCAAGAUACAGUUCCAUACACCAGUCAGGCCGGGAACAUCCAGAUGGAGAGGUAGCAAUGUCACAUCCCUGGGUCCCAAGAGACUCCCAAGAGCAAGGUUAAUGCUGUCACAGUGGGACAGUCAAGGUGUUGCUAUACGCCGAACAACAAGAUGGAGAAUUUUCGCAAACCUUGCAAGUAGUGAAAGCAUUUGUCCCUCGGGGAGGCCCGGUCAGCCGGAGCGCGAUCACCAUCGUGCACUGUCGUACACUGUGCCAAGUGAAAACACCAAAUUCAGUCAUUCAAAUUACAUGUGUCUCCCCCAGGAGACGGGCUGAUCUCGGGGUUCUGCCAGGAAGGCAGGAGUCGAAGAAGUCUUUCAUGCUGUCCGAUAGAAGACGGGAGUUGGUUCCAUCCAGGCGGGUGGUAUACCUGACCGUCAAAGUUUUGGCCAUUCGUAGUAGGAUGCAACAGACUUAGUACUUCUUUACAAAUCUACGGAUAGUGAAGUAUUGCACUAAGAAUUCUAGGUAUGCAACGUGAAGGGUCACGGUGGUGCCGUGGAGGACCGUGUGAAUAUUCACAAGGCGUGGAAUCGCUUACGAAUCUUACAAGCGGAUCAUCCCCUACAAAACAUGAAGAUUCCAGUCAGACCUCGGAGAAUCGUGGGUGUUGACCAGUCUUCAGUUCCCUGAAUCGAUCUGAGGGAGAUCGUCCAGGAAGAUAAUGCCUUGCCUACCCCACACAUAACUAAUCACUGGUUUUGGUAGUUUAUCGAGGCCCUCAAGGAUCCAAGUUGAGGGAGCAUGGGAAGAGCCGAUGCCUGGACGUGUCACAGGGAACCUAGAUAAUGUCGCCAAGAGAGAUGGAAAAAACUGGAUCUGAAGCCAUAACGUGUCUUCAGAUCCAGUAUCGCAAGCCAGUUGACUACAUGAAAGGGGUCCUAACUAGGUUUGAAUGCCUUCCACGUAGAUGCGAUCGAAUGUCCUGUGGAUGUAGUAGGAAGUAAAUCGAUAGUACCCUAGGGGCGUAUCCCUGAGGAAAACGGUACCUAGCGCAUCUGUGCGUUCCGUGUUCUCUGUCCGAUCAUCUGGAGCACCAGAGGAUGACUCUCGCUCUACAAUAGAGUCAGCGACAGCAGGGUACCGGGUCAGAUGUCCCAAAGUGGUUGUCGACAAGCUCCGCUGUCAACCGGUCCCAAAGAGCACCCUGGAGGUUUGGGCCCUGAUGGAAUUGGUGUGCCUUGUGCCUGGGGUUCCAAUGAUCUGCCAACCAUCCGUCAGCACGGAGGAGUGCUGCUAUGCGCGUCCCACAGGAGAGGCGAACACUGGGGUUUCUGACCAAAAGCGGGUAUAUCUCUUUAAACCAUUUGUCCUGGUCAGUAGCAAUUGCAAUUGCUUGACACCGUACAGUAAGACAAAGUAGAAACUCAGUCAGGGGUUAACCCCAGGUGUACAGCAGUACAGGAUGUGAACGCUAGAGCAUGUCCCCAUCCUGACAUAGAGCACUGAACCAUGCUCUAACAGCUAGUCUGGUGAUAUCCCUUUAAACAUCCCGUAGCUGAAGUAAUUCCACAAAACGCGUACUUAUACAGCACAGUCCUGCACUCAACCAUGCACCAAUAGCUAGUCUGAGAUCAAGGGUGAUAUCCCUGCAGAACAUCCCAUAACAGGAGUAAAUCCGCAAACCCCUUAAGGACACAUGACAUGUGUGACAUGUCAUGAUUCCCUUUUAUUCCAGAGGUUUGGUCCUUAAGGGGUUAAACCACAAUACAAUAAUACACCAUAAACAGUGCAACAUAGAACAGCUUAGGGUACUUACCUGUGCCUGGAUUCAAACCUGGGACCCUGGGAUCCAACUUACCUGUGCCUGGAUUCAAACCUGGGAUCCAACGCCUGUGUCAGAGCAGCCUGAGCUGUGAGUGUAGCUAAUGUUCAGCAGGCCGUAUAAGCUACUCCCAGGUGCCGAAAUCGCGGUGCGCGGGUGUAGCAAGAUGGCUCCGCAGUUCGUGGGUGAAGGAAGAUGGCCACCCGCAAUCUCGCAAGAUGCUAGACUAAAGAUGGCCGCCACGUCUCGAUCAGGCUAAAUUCAUGGUCACCCAACACACUGCACAAGCACAAAAGGUAAUGGAUGCUUAGGUAAGCAUCAAACACAUUACAGGGUGAAAAAUGAUAUGUGCAAUCAUAAAAGGUGAGGGGCAGUGAGUCCGGACGGCACCAACUGGAGAGCGCGGCGCGGCUGUGGGGGGGGGGGAGAGGCUGCGGUCAUGUCAGGAUUUACUGGAGAGCCAGAAGGAAGGGGGACAAUGCCUGGGGGCCGGCGGGAACUGCGGGAGGGUAGGGAAUAAGCCCCAGCAAGGCCCAGAACCUCCAUGAGACCCUGGAAAGUAGAAAUAAAACAGGGGAGAGAGCCAAGCACCCUGAGUAGAGUAAAGGAAAAUCAGAAAGAAGACACCUAGAUGCCCAAGGCAAAGAAGCACAGUAAAACAAACAGUAAUACCUAUUACAUACAAUCCCAAACAGUCCCAAAAGGCAAUAUAAAUACAGAGUAAUGGAGAAAAGUAAUACUUGUCUGCUUGAUGGAGCAGCAAAGAAAGAGGAAAUGAUGAGGUCACUAUGCCUUAUGUACAUUCUACUCUCUUGUGAUUGGUUAUUUUUUCUAUGUGUUUAUUUGCUGCUGUGUGGAGCUAGUAAAGAGAGAUUAUGCAAAGCACGAAGCCUCCUGUCAUGUUGUAAAAUUGUCACAUACAGAAUGGUUCAAAACCGCAAAAGACCUCAACAUGUAGUACAACCUUUGCUUUUAACCAAAAUUCAUCUUAUGUGCACAUCUCACAUGUAUGUAUCUGCAACAUUGUUAAUAACAAUUUAGAAGCCUGGUGGGUCCACCAAUUCACAAUAUGCUAUUAGAUAGCCAAAAUCCACUCUCUCAUUGGAGUUAAUAAAUGCCUAGCAGUCAGAUCAGACGAAAAAUCUAUUAACAAAACAGCAAAAAAUAAAAUAAUAAAUAAAUAAAUAUAUAUAUAUAUAUAUAUAUGUCAAAAAAUAUCUUGGAUAAGUAAAAAAAAAAAUGAAAAAUGUCUAACAGUCUCUCAGUGGAAAAAAAAAAGGAUUUAGAAUGUACAAAAAUGGUUAAAUCUCACCAAAGAACGUUCAAGACCAGAUUGCUACAGACCGGACAAAGACUGUGAGACCGGUACCUUCCAUUUAUAGACUGUUUGCUACCAUCUACAGAGGAGAUAAAUAACUACCAGCUACAGAUGAAAGAAAUAGCUACCACAUUCUCAAUUUCAGCGAAAGAUUGGACUUAUCUACACAUUGAAAAUCCAGCAAUUUGAAAGUUAUACAUUUUUGGUCUGAUCAGACCUGACUUGAACUUUAUAGAAAAUAUCUGGUGGGAUUUGAAAAAGGCUGUUGCAGCACCCAAUAAUAUUACUGAACUGGAGGCCAUUGCUCAUGAGUAGUGAUGUCCCGAACGGUUUCACGAACGGUUCGCCGCGGACUCAUCAUUGAGUAAACUUUGACCCUGUACCUCACAGUCAGCAGACACAUUCCAGCCAAUCAGCAGCAGACCCUCCCUCCCAGACCCUCCCACCUCCUGGACAGCUCACUAAGAAUGCAGCUUCACAAUGAAUGUAAAAUGGAUGCUGUCCAGGAGGUGGGAGGGUCUGGGAGGGAGGGUCUGCUGCUGAUUGGCUGGAAUGUGUCUGCUGACUGUGAGGUACAGGGUCAAAGUUUACUCAAUGAUGAGUCCGCUGCGAACCGCUCAUGGCGAACCGUUCGGGACAUCACUACUCAUGAGCAAUGGGCUAAGAUUCCUCAGGAACGCUGCGAUAAGCUGGUGUCUGGCUAUGCAUCUCGUUUGCAGUAGGUCAUAACAGCAAAAGGGUGCUUUACUGUGUGCUAAAGAUGCUUUCCAUGAAGGGACUGAAUAAUUUUAAGACUGGAGAAGUCAUUAUAAGUUGCAUUUUUUAGUUACAUUUUAGGAAACCUCUUAAAACAUUGGUUGAGUUGAAAGAAGAAAUUGGAUUUCUAGUGCUUGUGCAAUGGCUGCUUGGACUUCUCAAACCAGAGUCUUUUCAUUCUGGCUGUAGAUAAAUGUGAAAAAGUGAUGUAGGGAAGCAGCGCCUUCAGUAAUGUCUUAAAACCCAAUUGAAUAUAGAGUGAACAAAAUCUAGUGCAGUAUUUAAAUUGCUGGUGAUAUUAGAUGAAAAGUCAGCUCCAAACGUAUUCGCUUGGACGGUAUAGUUCCUGGUCCUCUGUUAGGAGAUAUCCUCAGGCCUGAGGCCAGGUGGUCAGCUACUACCAGUUGCUGGGAUGUUUUAUUUCAGUGUUUGAGCUAUUUCAAUUGCUUUGGUUUGAUUUUUCAUUGCAAACAGCUGAAAGUCUGUAUUGUUUUUUUAUUUUUUGACAAUCAACCUGAUUUUGUAUGGGGGUUGAAUAAUUUUCAUUACAACUGUAUGCACUAGGUAGAAGGCUAGUUUAUGAACCAAAGUGAGCUUAGUACAAUCUGGAUAUAACAUCCAGACUCUACUAAUCAAAUGAGCGGAGCGCUAAAGGUAUAAACUUUCCCUAAAAUAGGGUUAAAUCUCAGAUGUAUAUCAGUACAUAUAAAGGAAACAAAAAAUAAAACACAAUAUAGUGUAAAUCCACAGGUGGUAAUGUAUUUUGGUGAUAAUUCAAGUAGUCAAACUCACAUUGAUCAGAGCCUCAAAGGGACAGGCUCAAAUCACUGCACAGUAGUGUCGUAUGGAGACACUGCACCCUUUUGCCUGGAAUGGAUUUCCUCAAAGGAGAGAGAAAGGGAGACUUCCUAGUGUAUUAAGUUUCAACAAAAAAAUAAAAAACACAGUGGUUAUGGUUGUGCUCACCUUUUCCUGAGCCAAUGAGAACCUGGCUCUGGAUGAUAGACCUGGGUACCUCUAGAAGGGGGCACCUGCCCUUUUUUAGCAGCAAGAUGAAGUUAGAAGCUGAUGGGAAUUGGUCAGAGCCUUAAAGGGACAGGCUCAAACCACUUGCACAGUGGUGUCGUAUGGAGACACUGCACCCUUUUGCUUGGAAUGGAUUUCCUCAAAGGAGAGAGAAAGGGAGACUUCCUAGUGUAUUACGUUUCAACCAAAAGAAAAAAAACACAGUGGUUAUGGUUGUGCUCAUCUUUUCCUGAGCCAAUGAGAACCUGGCUCUGGAUGAUAGACCUGGGUACCUCUAGAGGGGGGCACCUGCCCUUCUUUAGCAGCAAGAUGAAGUUAGAAGCUGAUUUAAAUAUGCCGGUUUCUUCAUCCAGUGGGCGGUCCUCCCAUCCCAUCCUCCAAUCCGGAUUUAGCUUAUUGUGAGGUCAAUUUCCUCACCUUCCUUUCAUCAGGGUGAUCAGGAUCACUUCCACUCUCACUGCAGCCAUCUAGCUUGUGGGCACAUACCCUCAAGCAAAAAAAAAAAAAAAGUGGCAGAAUAGGUUGGUUUGCCAACACCCAUCACCCUAAGUUAAAUACAUACAUAUUCCACCCUUUUAAAUUGUGCUCAGCACAUAAUAGAGAAAAUGAAUAAAACAGAGAAAAGAGGAAGGAAAAAACACACAUUGGUACAUAUUAGUAUCUUCUCAUACAGUUUCAUACUUGUUCUUAACAGUAUCUAUAGUAAAUACAUAUAUUGCAGAAUGGAUUUCUUCCCUAUUCAUUGUAUAUUGAUUUCAUUAAUCUUUGUCAAUUAAAAGUUAAAGUGAUAUAAUCAAUAAAAAAUAAUUACAUUUGUUUCUGUUACAGUUUCUGUAAAUUUUAUGAAAAAUGGAUAUAAAAUUAAUAUAAAGGCAAUCUUCUUAUAUUACUUAAAUUAUUAACAUUCUUAAUAUCGUCAAUACUCAAUGUGCAGAAAAGUGCAUAUAUUUCAUGAUCAAUAUUCAUUUCCAGUUUUUGUACUAGGGAUGAAAUCACUCCGCUAAGUGUGUAGUUAAUUUCCAAUAUUUCUAAUUAAAAUUUAGUAUUUAGAAGUUUAAAAAAGUAAAAAGAAUAAUUUCUUAAAGGGACAGAUAGGAGAGUAAUUUUUAGAUAAAAUGGCAUAUCUCAAAGUCAUUAUUGAGGCCACCUGGAAUUAGUUAAAAAUCCAUUUCAUCUCUACCUGUCCCAUUUUUUAAAUAAGAUCGUCCCCUCUCCAGGCUAGUUUAUGAUGCUCAAUUGUGGAAUUGUAUUUCUGGGUACCUCUGAAUAUAAGCAUGGGUGUCUGUGUUAGUAUUAGUGUAUUUCCAUUUGCAAAUGGGUGUGUAUGGGUGUGUGCACAUUUGUGUACGCCUGUAAAAAGUAAUUGAAAAAUGCAUAGCGUAUAAGGCAUUAGCAAACACAAAAAUGUGUUAAUGAUUGUGUUUGUGGGUAAGAUGUUAUCAGCACAGCAUGGGUAACUUCUUGUUCCUGGAUGUUCCUGUUAGCCACCUGUUACUUGUAUGUUUUGUUUAAAUAUUAUACAGCACUGUGGAUUAUGUUGCCACUUGGUAAAAUAAUAGUGAUAAUGUUUAUGUAUGUCUUUGUGUGUGGGUAUGUGCCAUUUGGCAUGAAUGUAGCUGAGUAACUCCAUCCUAAAACUGUCACCUUUCAAAACAAGAUUGUCAUUCUAAAGAAAUGUCGAACCUUGGGACAAAAUAAAUGAAGACAAUAUUUGAAUAUAUUACACUCCUGUACACUGCAGCAUACACAAUUGAUACCUGAGAUGCCUUCUACUUAAUCAAGCAUGCCUACAUCAGACACCUUGGAGUAUUUUAUGUAAUUAACCUCUGAAAUAUAUGAUGUUUUUAGAUUGUCCAUGAAAAGUAAUGUGUAAUGAAAUGUUUCUUUUGUCUAUUGUCUAAUACUUUUUAUACUGUAUUGUGUGUCGAGAGCCAGCACUAACCAACCUCCUCUCCUGCAGCGUAUCUUCCUCACUGGGCAGUUGUUAUCCCUGCUGUUUGCCUUCCUGUUUCGCUGGUAUGUGUCUCCAGCAACAUGUGGUCCAAACCUCAGACACGGUGUUGCCUUUCUGCUGGGCAUCUGUCUAUCCCUCUACUGUUUUGGCUGGUGAGAUACAAUGAAGAACACUGCUAUUCUUUAACUGAACACUAGGCACCAAGUAAGUGCCAGAGUGGCACACUCAUGCAUGAUAUUGUACAGUGUCCCAACUUUAUAACUACAACUGUUCCCUUCCUAAAUGGCAGCACUAUGCAGUCAAUUUGUCAGUGGUUUCUAUAAGCUUCAUGAGUGUAAUGCAAAUGUAUAAUUUUAUAAUUAUUAUUACCACUGCUGAUGUUAAUAACAAUGUUAUUAGUUGUUUUAUGAUAUCUUAUUAUGCAAUUAUCCAUUUGAUACUAAGUGGCACAGUUUCAGAUAAAAGUAGCAAUUUUACUGACUAUCUGCAUGUCUUUAUUACACUACUUAUAUUUGAUUGGUUCUGUACAGGUGGAUUUACAUUAUAGCAUUAUUAGUAAUAAAGGUUACAUUUUAAAUAUAUCUACAUCUACCAAUAUCUUCCAAUUUCAAUUAAUGUACAAAUUAAAGGUCUAUCCCCCAAUUUUGGGAUGAGUACAGAGUAAGAAAUACAAGCACUUUAAGCAGCCAUGAAUUGUCCAAUUGUUUUAUGAUAACUAAAAAUAAACAUCAUCAACACUAUAUUUAGCCACAGAAAACCACAAUUUACCCAAAUACGUAAUCAAUAGAGUUUUUAUAUAACUUUUUGUGUGUAAUCAGAAGCCGUUUCUCUAUUAAACUCAUAUUGAAUUGCCCACUUUUCUCCCACUGUAUGUCUUUGAAUAUCAUAUCCAAAUCUUAGUGCUAAUGAAUGCUUGUUUUUGAAAAAUCCAAUAAAUUGGAUUACCAAAUCAGGUUUAAAGGAACACUAUAGUGUUAGGAAUUGCAGUCAAAAGCUGAAUUUACUUACCUUUUCUCCCUCGCCGUGCCGGUCUUGCCACUCCUGACCCAGCCUCCGUGACUGAGAACAUCAGUCUUUAUGAUCUCAGCUAAUCCAAUGCUUUUCUAUAGGAAAGCAUUGGGAGGCUACCGUACAUGCCCUGCAAACGCUGCACUGCGCCAAUCAGCAUAUGCUCAUAGAGAUGCCUUGAAUCAAUGCAUCUCUUUGGGGAAUGUUCAACGCUUCCUUGCAAAGUGAAGAGACGCUGAAUGUAGGUGCAACGCUAAGAUAGCAAGCAAAUUUAGUGGCCUUCUGAGUGACGGCCACUAGAGUUGUUACUAGGCAACAAAAACAAGACAGGGUGUACAUAAAAAAGCUUGCAGGGACAGACUAUAGACAUCAGAACAACUACAUUAAGCUGUAGUGGUUCUGGUGACUAUAGAGUCCCUUUAACCCCUUAAGGACACAUGACAUGUGUGACAUGUCAUGAUUCCCUUUUAUUCCAGAAGUUUGGUCCUUAAGGGGUUAAGCAAGCUUUGUUGUUGAAAAUCUUGCACAUUCUGAUAACGGAUAAUAUUUUUUUACUUCUCCAUUGUUGUACUGGUUGUUGUGCCCCACCCUUAGUUGUGCCCCACACUCACAUGCUUUCCUCUAUUUUUAUCAGGCUUUCCUUAUUUCUGAUAGGCGAGGUGGUCCUUGGGUAUCUCUUACUUAUUAUUGCUGACCCAAGAAGAGUUCAUGUGUAAGUCUAAAAGAAGAAUUAUUAUAUUUUUAGAUAUUGUACCCCUGACCCAUAAUAUUGAUACCUAAUGCUGAUCUCCACAGGUUCACGUUGCUGAUGAGCAUGACAUAUCUAACAGUUUUCCACAUCAGAAGAUAUUUAUACCCAACAGAUGAAGAGCUGGACUUCACUGUGUAAGAAAGGCUGGAAAAAAUUAGUUGCAUGUUUAUAUGGACAGUGCAAUUAACUUUAAAAAUGUUGAUAUUAAAAUUAUGACUUUAAAAACUAUGGUUGUUGUCACGGCAAGGGUGCAUAAUUUAUUAUUGCACUAUGGAAUAUUGUCCUUUAAUGUUAAAAGGGGUUAAUUUGAUUGUAUGGAAGGUCAGAAGGUUUAAAUUGCAUAGGAAUGAGAAAAGUGAUUAAUCAAAUGCUCUGCAAGGUGUGAGAUUCUACACUUGAAAAGCCUGACUGUCUGGCUUCAGCCAUAUGGCUUGUACUUCUUGAUUGAUGCAUCAAUCUCUUUAAUAUGUUAAUGGCCAUUAGCCUUGUUCCAGUAUUAUAUCCAAAAGAAAAAACAUUAAUAUUUACCCACAGAAUAAUAAUUAAGCCUUAUUUUUGCUAUAUUUGGAGUGUGACAAGCGCCAUCUUCUAAACAAGCCUGAACAUGUUUGGCAUAACCAUCAUGUGAUGACCACUAUAUUGGGUCGCAAGUAAGUAUGGAAAAAUAAUAACAAGUUUGUAGAUGCAAUUACUGUUUCUGUGGCAGGUACAUAAGAGAAGAUAGAACCAAAUGUUUCCAUUUGGAUUGAUGUGGAUUUGGACACAAGGGUGUGGUCACUUAGUGUCUCUAUAGAUAAGCCUUAAUUCCACCUCUGGGUAAUCCACAGGGUAUAUCUCUAAUGAUAAUGGCACCCCAUUUAUAAAUUGUCUUGGUGGUGGCAGCGUUAAAAAUAGUAAUAUUUAUAUUAUUAUGCUUAAGUGUGGGUGGUGUUAAGGGGGAUUUUAUCAUUAUUUCUGGUCUAGUGCAGACAAAUAGUGAACUUUAACCCUUUCACCACCACAACUACGUCACGCACACUCUUCAAGUAGGGUGUGUUUGUGACAGUUGUUAUAUCAGUGCUCUAUGUUUAAACAAGCAUUCCUCCAUAAUAGAAUUGUUGUGGGCACUUCUGUACCCAGUGCAGUAAUUAUGUGCACAGCACCCAAUACAUUACUUAUGUUAGUAGCAGGGUUAGGUGGACUUGGGAUUGGAGGUUUAGGGUAGUGGUGUUUUGCUUUCUAAGAAUCGUGGGCGUUAUGUACAAUGAUUGCAUGUCAUUACAGUGGAUAAGAUGGAUUUACUGUUAGGUGGCUUAGGUUUGUUUGCCUAGUUUCUGAGUUACAAUACAUAGUGUUUUGAAGACAGAUAAAUAUUCUAUAAGUAUAUACUAAAUGCUCAAAGAAUAGCCUGCAGCAGAAAGUAAAAUAAGGCUAGACAAUAUUGGAAGGCUAAAAAUAAGAAGAAAAAAGUGUAUUAAGAAGUAAACACUACCUGUUGGUGAAAAACAAUUAAAAAGGCAACAGUUCUGAAACCCUGUGCAAAUCAAAUCCUUACCCUAUAAUUUUAAUUCCUUACUCAUAUAUAAGGACUUAAAGCGGCACUGUCAUGCCAAACUUACCUUUCUUCAAUCGAUUCAUCUUCUCUCCCUCUGUCAGGAUCUGUUCUUCAUUUCUUCCUGUCUGCUCUAGUUUUCUUUAAAACGUAAGACGAAGUAGGGACUACUUUGUCUUAUGACGGUUUCCUAUGCCUGACCAUCUAUGACCAGUGGAGGAACAAAGUAUGCUCCAUUUCUGGUGGUCAGAACAAUUUUCCCACAAUUCUCACCUUUCCUCUGUGAUCUUGCGAAGCUUCCUGUCAGUAUUCCCGAACGUCCUGUCGCUUAGACAGAACGCUGGCGAAACUACCGAAUUUCGUCCUAACAGAAUGAGAACAGUUUGUUCAUUCAUGUUAAGAUGCAAUUCAGGACAUUGUUUAUAUCGGAAUUUAAUUCUAAUGAAUGAAACUCCGAUCCUAUUCAUGCCGCGGCUGCAUCUUGCAAUCGCUUAGUAGAUAGCUCCCUAAUUCCCACGGUAUUAGGGAGCUAUCUACCAAAAUAUUGAAACAUCUAAAUUGGUCUUUUAGCCAAAUGUAGUAAUACUAAGUAAAGAUUACUUAGUAUUAGUAAAUUCUGCCCCUAGUCGCUAUACCGUGAGUAGGGGCAUGUCUAGUAAACAGUGAGCAGCCAUCCACGGCUCAGGGGUGGGGGCCGCGAAGGAGGACAAUAGGUCCCCCCCUUAUUGUUAUUUAGGGCCCCCACCUGCCGCUCAGGGGUGGGGGCCAGGGGGUGGACAAUAGGUCCCCCCCUACAUUUUCAUUUAGGUCCCCCAUUCAGUUUAAUAGCCCGCACAUGCACUGCACGGGUGGGGGACCUAAAUGAAAAUGUAGGGGGGACCUAUUGUCCGCCCCUACAAAUAAUGUAAUUUACGUGCUACCCAUUGUGAAGUAAGAAUUUAAAAAUAAGGUUUAUCUCAAAAAUAAAAUACACCAGAGCUGCAAGAUUUUUUUUAUGCUCUUUUUAUUAUAAUUUAAAAGCAGAACUAAACAUGCAAACCCAUUUCUGUUUUUUCAGGCCUUUGAUGAUGUUGACACAGAAAAUCAGCAAAGUGGCCUUUGAAUUUCACGAUGGUAAAACAUCUGCAGUUCUGUGUGAAUGACAUAAUGCUUAGAGAGGAAGGGGAGAACCAUAGAUUUGAUGUUGCUAUUAUCACAUACCUGAUAUAUAUAUAUACUAAAUAGUGAUAAACUAAAUAUCAGAUUGCUACAUAUUUUCAGUAUAUAUCAAAAUAAAUGGUGUUCUUCAUUUUAGCUAUUUUUUUGCAAAAUGGGAUCUUUGGGGAAGAUUUUACUUUGAUUUUUAUUCCACUAGAAUCUGAUGUUUAGUUUUGCUCAUAAACUUGAUUUUGCAUUGCAAAUGAAGGCAGCUACAGCAAGAGGAAAUUGACAUGGUAGGCUCCUUUUUUUUAACACCAAACCCAACCUUGUGAUAAUUCGCUUUAAAAUAUUUAUUUGAAUGGAUUAUUAAAAUGGAUUAAUAGAAAUAUCACUGUAUAUACGGAAAUCAUGAAACAGAACCUGAAAUGUUGUGAGGUCAUUUGCAGAACCUUGAUAUAAACAUGCAGCUACCAUACGAAGGUCUUUAUUCAAGGAGCUUGCCAAUUUACGCAUUAAUUUGCCCACAUAAACGUUUUUUAAAAUAUUAAGAAUUAUCCCCAUUACAGUGCAAAUGUAAAAAUAAUCUAUUAUACACAUUAUAAUGUGAAAUCGGUGUAGCGCUAUAUACAUACAUAUAGUAGGGUUGAGCCUAAUAGAAUAGUCAGGCUUCCAAAUGAGGGCAAUUCCAAUAUCUUAUAUAGUCCACCUAAAAUAAGCAAAAAGAACUCUAAUAGUGUAACACUGUAAAUAAAAAUGAUAGUGAGAGUCAAAUAAAAUAACAAACUCACAUUCUUCUGAGCUAAAUGCCAAGCUCAGGAAUAAGUGCGUGUAGGUCCGUACAGGCGACCUUCCCCUUCUUCUUAUCUGAUGUUUAUCCGUGUAUGAUACCCGAUCACAUGACUGAGAGGGAUGAUGUCAUAUGAGGAAGUGAUCCGGAUGUAAACAGAGGCGUGGAACGCAUAUACUGAUCGGGCGUGUACCGAACAAGCGCGCCUUUUUCAAAUGACAGAACAACAGAAGAAGGAAACUAUAUAAGCAGGACCAUUGCACUUUAGGAAGACCUAUUGAAUCCAGCUGAGGAAGCCGUCGGAGUUACGGUGAAACGCGUUCUGGAAAGAAGUGUACGAUAUUGUUAUGCCCAUUUGUUAUUUAUUUGUUUAUUUUACAUUUUUCUGCGCUUUGUAUUUUGGCGUUUUAAUUUACUAUAGAGGGUUUUUCUAUACCCUUGUAAUGUAAUAAAUUAUAUAUAUACUUUUUAAUUAUUAUAUGGGCUUUUUCUGGUUCCUGCUUUGAAAAGUUCUACAUUUUAUUCAACGCGCAGAGACAGAGCCGAUAUAGAGGCUCCAUUUUUGUGAGUAUACUAUAGACUUUAAGUAGUAAUAUUGUAUACAGACAUUCUACACUAUAUAUCUGUUUCACUUGAGUCCUAGAGACGAUCUGAGAUAAACAUCAGAUAAGAAGAAGGGGAAGGUCGCCUGUACGGACCUACACGCACUUAUUCCUGAGCUUGGCAUUUAGCUCAGAAGAAUGUGAGUUUGUUAUUUUAUUUGACUCUCACUAUCAUUUUUAUUUACAGUGUUACACUAUUAGAGUUCUUUUUGCUUAUUUUAGGUGGACUAUAUAAGAUAUUGGAAUUGCCCUCAUUUGGAAGCCUGACUAUUCUAUUAGGCUCAACCCUACUAUAUGUAUGUAUAUAGCGCUACACCGAUUUCACAUUGUUUUUACCUUUUUCCUAUAUUUAUGUAAAUAAGAAAGAUUACAUCUAGGUGUUACAGCAGCUUGGUCUAAAUAUAACAUUUUUUGUUAGACUGUUUAAUUUAAUUAUAGCGCCAGUGCAUUACUUGUAUUUUUAUUAUACACAUUAUGAUGACAAAUAUCUUCAUUAUUGUGAAUGUGAACAGGAAAAAUAAAUAUUUAAGCAGGUCAUUAGAAUAGAGAACAAUAAUAAUAUUACUGUUCAUACAUUUUGAAAAAAAUGGUAUGUUUGGCAGUUCCAUUGUGAAUUAUGUUCCCUUCUUUAUGAUAUAGGCACUGUUCGGACCGACCAAUCGCUUAGCCCUACACAGAAACGUCUUGCUAUACAGUAAGUUUUAGUUAUAAUUUAUGCUGUUGGCUUACCACAAUCUUCUCUUCCAUUUCACAAUAUCUUUUUAUAUUUCUUUCUGUCUUUAGGUCUCAACCACCUCUACUUACAUACCUCAGCUAUACCCUUGGGUUUCUGGGCCUGUUGGCUGGUCCCGUCUGUUCAUUCAAUGAUUACCAGAUAUUCAUUCAUGGUAAUGAAAAAUGGAAGAACCCAGUGGUGAGUGAUUUUUUUUUUGUAUGCAUUAUCACUGUGUUUAUUUGUAUUAUAUAUUCUAUGUCUUAUAGGCAGUACUCGGCAUGACCCAUAUUCACAAGAUAUACUUCAGAGUCUAAUGAGAAAGAUAGGAAAGGAUAAAAGGGAUUUAAACAAUUAUUUUCAGUCCUUAGAGUGACUGAGCUUAAUGGAACAGUUUCAAUGAGGUUUAAAAACAGAACACAGAAAUUCUGGCUGGCAAUGUGAAAAUACAAGCUAUGGUCUGGGUUUCAGAACUAACACAUAAUGAGCAAAGUUAAGGAGUUCAGAGAAUAGAAGACUCAAAAUUUGUGGAAUCAUAUAAUCAAAGCACCAAUGCACUCAGAAACAUAUUUAAGGAUUGCAAGAACCAUGAUAGAGCAAGACCCACUAAGUGAUGCGAGCAUGAUAGCUUCAUCACUUUGGCUUCUCCUGUUUAAUUACGGAGCAAAAUAUCACGGAAAUCAUCUGCAGAACAGAUUCAAUGAGACUGAUGAUGACAAGAAGUCACAAACAAGAUCUGCCAUAACUGGAAAAUGCCUGGAACAAUCCAGCAUCAAUCAGUCUAGAAGUCAAGAAGCUACAAUUUGGGUGGCAUUCAGUGUAGGUACCUUAGCAUGAGAUUGCAGUAGCCCAAAUUUAUACGUAUAGUAUAAAAUUUAUAUUCUAAAAAGGUCCAACAAGUUCAAGUUUUCCAUUUCUGCCAUUGAACAUAAUGAUUAUAAAAGCCAAUUUAUAGUGAUUUCCAACUGUGCUGCAAAAACGUUCAAACCGUUUGAUCUCUAAUUCAGUCAACCCUGCAUAUUAGCUAUCACCAACCUGAAAAUCCUGUUUGACUAAUUGGCAUCAGCUUAUUUUUCUUUAAAGAUAUCUACCAAAUCUGAUAAAACAAACUCUUUAGGCCAAAGGUAGGCAACCUUUGGCACUCCAGAUGUUGCGGAGAAAAUCUACGAAAAUUAUGGCAAAGCAUUAGGGGAACUGUAGUCCAUAACAUCUGGAGUGCCGAAAGUUGCCUACCUCUGCUUUAGGCACAUAGAAUUUCUACUGCUGUAGACAAUACCACCUUUCUUCAAGUCUGAGAUGAUGGCGUUUUGUCAUUUGUGCAGCUUUGUUAAUGCACAGAUCACUAGAGAGCUGAUUUCUGAGCAUUCCAUGCACUAAACAAUAUCUUGACACUGCAUGCUCAAGUACAGUGAUUACCUUUAAAAAAAACUGAUGUUUAAAAAUCAAGUUAAAAACUAUAAAGGACAAUGAUGACCUGACCUGAAUGCACAUUGAGAGAGAAUUUACCUACUUGAGAUUGGAGGAAGUUGUUCAUUUUUUUUUUUUUUUUUGUAAAUCUGUUUUUAUUGAAGAUUUUGACAAUAGAUACAUAUAACAGUAGGGUAUGUCAGGUGGGACACGCAGGUCACCAUCAUAGCAAGAUCAUGAGCAUUACAUUUGUGUGACAUGCGUUCUCGUGAGGUUCUUGGGUGUAGCUAGUGUAUCUCUCUGAGUGUUUUAGCCUGUGGCCUCCACUUUUAGAUUUCCUCAUGACCUUGUUCCACUCCCUUAGGUGUUAUGGAGUUCGUCACCUUUUCACUGGACUAUUUUCAUGCAUUUGCCCAUGUUUUGGACCUAAGGCCCAUCCCAUAUAUAUUUGGAGCUGCGUCAACCCCGAUAGGGUGUGAUCCUAUUCUGACUUGUCGGUUAUGCCCGACCGUUGGCUCUGAUUAGGGUAUAAUUGUCAUCUUCAUUUUAGGUAAGGUGUGAUCAAUAGUGUUGUAGCUGUGUUUAUGAUCAUUGUCACUGCCGCGUUCAAUGUGUUAUGGAUCACAGCUAUUUGUAUUGCGUGUCUUGUAGGGUGUCAAUGAGUCUGUUGAGUGGGCGGGUGUCCUAGGUUGUUUCUCCUUUUUCUCUUGUGAGCGUUGUGGUGGUUGAGUGUUGACAAAGUGUCGUCUAUUUUCCAUGGUGGUGUACUCUCUUCGCUCCUGGUUUAUGGUUGGGUUGGGGGGAAGGUGGCAGAAGGAAAGGAUAGGUAGGGGUUGUUAGUGAGAGUUCCAUGUUACGAGGGGCCCGGGCUCGUCGGCCCUCCACCUCGGCUCCGCAAGCGCCCCCGUCCUGUGAGUAUCAGGUGAUAUAUACAAACCACAGUUGUCACAUUUCCACGUGUUUAGUUUCUCUGCCCGUUAGGGAGGCAUGAAGUACCUCCGCGCUCUGGAUGUCUUGCACUCGCCGGAUCCAUUCUUUUUUCGUUGGGAUGUUGGUUGUUUUCCAGUAGGCCGGUAUUGACGCUUUAGCCGCAUUCAAGAGGUGUUGAAGUAUUGAUUUUUUAUAGCUCGAGAUCGUUUGUUGGGAGAUAAGUAGGAGGGCGAGUUCUGCAGACCAGUCUGGGACAUCCCCCAGCACCAGAGUCACCUCAGUUUUUACCAUGUCCCAAUAUGGGAGUAUGUCGCGGCAUUCCCACCAUAUAUGUAGUAGUGUGCCUCUUUCCUCCUGGCAUUUCCAGCAUGUUGGUGGCACCGCCGGGAAAAUCCGAUGUAUUACGAUUGGUGUUCUAUAGUUGAUAGUUUACCUCUUGGUAGUAGGAGCUCAUGGAGCUUUUAUGUUGCCAUAUCGGAGCUCUAUCCCUUUGUGGCGUAGUGAAUGUCUUACCUAGGGACUCCUCCCAUUGUCUCCGGAAGGUGUUAUUGUUUGUUUGGGUAUCCGUUAUUAGUUGUUGGAAUAGCGUAGAAACCGCAUGGUCCAGUCUGGUUCCUUGUUUGGAGGAAGUUGUUCAUAGCACUAUGAAACAAGGCACUUCAUAACCCAAACUCUUCUUUAAACAAGCUAAAUAUUUAUCAUCAUUUAAAUUCAAUACAAAUCCUCAUAGAUUGUAAGCUCGUUUGAGCUGGGCCUUCUUCAUAUACCCUUUUCUAAUUGUAAAGCACAACAGCACAUGUUGGUGCUAAAUCAAUGCUAAUACUUAUUUUAUAAGAAAUAUAUAAAAUAACUAAUCUUUUUCAAUAUAAGGUUUUAAGGGAUACAAAUAAAGAUCUGUCUGCACCACAUUAGACUACACAUAUCACUGAACAGAUGAUAUGGUAUCACAGGCAUUUUGGAUUAAUAAAGUCAAGCCAAAUGCUCACAUGAUCUCUAGCUGCAUGGAAUUGACCACAUGUCUACGCCUGUAAAAAAUAUGCAUCACAUUUUCCCCUAGCACAGAUACAGCACACAGGACCUCAAUUCCACUCUGCUUGCUGUAUCCUGUCUUAUACCACACCCCUGGCACUUCUAUUUUAGGACAUCAAUGCUCAGACUCCAGCCACACAGUUUUAUUCCAAAAUGUUAUAGUGUUGCUAUAAAUCAGUAAUAGUAAUAGUUUACACCCUAAAUGUUUCUGAACUACAUAUUCCUUUGAUGUUCGUACAGCCUUACAGAUGUCUGAGAAUCAUGGGAAAUGUAGUGCAGACACAUCUGCGGAAAAAGCUUGGCCAUCACCAGGAUGACGUAAUAGCAUUAAGAUCCAAAAAACUAUUAUUCAUAGUCCUGGAAUAUUACUGAUAGUCACCAAACAUUGGGACAUAAUCCAGUAAAAAAUGACCGGAUUCCAACCAGAAUGGCAAUUCUCAGAUUUAUUAAUAUUUACCAAAUAUGUAACAAUAGUCCAGAUGCACUAAAUUUGCCAACCCCCACCUAUGGGUGUUGGCUCCAAAAAAAUAAAUAAUGGGAGAGGGCAUGCCAUUGUCAACCCCCACAAAGAGCAAAUAGUGGCAUGUCUUCCACCCCGGUUGGCUAGCGGUCCCCAAUCCGCUAGCCAUCACCUCAUUAAAAAUAAAGAAUCCUACCUCCCUCUUCACCCUAAUAAUAGUAAGGGAGACAAUAAAACUAAUACCUGUUAAAAAAUUGUACUUACCAUCAGAAGAACACUUUCUUCUAACUUAUUUUCCUUGGCCCCAGAAAAGGCCAAAUUCAAAUACAAAUCCACACACAACUAAAAAAACAAAAACAAAAAAAAACCCUGUUUGCAAAAUUUAAAAAAAAAAAAGAUCAUUUUCACCCCGCAAGGGCAUGAGCUCUCAGGGUGGGAAAAUCAUUUCUAAAGGCUUUCCAAUGGUACGUAAUAUCAGGAGCUUGAAAACUGGUCAAUUAGAGUGCUCUAACAGCCAAAUCUGAAAAGAAGUCUGCCCAUCCCCUAUUAUUGAUUUGAAUGCUCCCCGCCCCAUUAUUUCACAAGCCACUUUCUAUUGGUGAUGCCCAGUCCCUAGUUUUAAAAAGUUUAGCUUAUAUGGCCCCGGCAAGUGGUGGCCAACCUCUACAUAAUUAGCCUUCACACUGCCAAGAGUUACUUAAAGGGAUUCUCCAGUGCCAGGAAACCCUUUUGCAUGACUCCCAAUUCUGUGAAAACCUCACCAAUGAUAUGCACAGAUACUUUAUCGAUAACCAAACACCCGGAAUAACACCGGAGACCCUAUGGCAGGCACACAAGCCAGUUAUCAGGGGAUCCCUCAUAGGCAGAGCGAGCGCACUGAAACGUGAGUCCCAAACAAAAACAAGACACUGGCUAAAAACACUGUAUACUCUCAACAAACAAAAUCAGCUGACACCGACACCAGAAAUUAAACAACAAAUACAGGAGAAAUUAGGGGAAAUUAAGGAACAUGACUUGGCAAAAACAGGUUAUCACCUUAGGAAACUCAAGACCAUGCAAUAUGUACAAGGUAAUAGGGCGAGCAAAUUACUAGCUAGGAGACUGUCACACAAAAUCGCGAACACUAAGAUACCAUUCAUCCAAAAUCACACAGGGGAAAAGAAGGUGACGCCCAAGGACAUUGGGGAUGUCUUUGCGGAUUACUACUCGUCCCUGUAUAAUCUUGGGAAAGACGCUAACACAAGCCAACCAACCAUAGACAAAAUUAAGACAUACCUAGCAGGGGUCUCUCUACCGACACUGACUGAGGAACAAAUAACAAUAGUACAAGAUACUAUCACAGUGGAAGAAGUGUAGGCUAUAUCCCGCCUACCUAACGGGAAAGCCUCAGGCCCAGACGGGUUCCCCAACAAUUACUACAAAAAAUUCGCUCACACUCUAGCCCCACACCUAGCGAACGCAUUCAACGCAAUCACUCUCAAAGCAGAGGCAACGGCAGAGAUGCUGAGCGCACACAUAGUUACGCUGCCCAAACCAGGGAAACCACCCACAUGUAGCCAAAACUUCAGACCAAUCUCACUACUCAACACGGACAUUAAACUGUAUGCAAACAUACAAGCUAAUAGAAUAGCCAACAUAAUCCCGAUGCUAAUUCAUGAUGAUCAGGUGGGCUUUACAAAAGGCAGACAAGGAUCAGACAACACCAGGAAGGUAAUUGACUUGUUGUAUAGCCUGAUCGGAAGAGGGGAGGGGGGGAUACUUUUAUCAUUAGACGCAGAGAAGGCCUUUGACAGGCUCAAUUGGCCUUUUCUGCAGGCAGUACUUGGUAAAUACAAGUUCCCCCAAACCUUAAUUAAUGCCGUCCGAGCACUCUACUCGCACCCCACAGCCAGAGUCCUAAACUCUGGGUUUAUAUCCCAAAAAAUACACAUCACCAAUGGAUCACGACAGGGGUGCCCCUAUCACCGCUACUCUAUAUCCUGGCACUGGAACCCCUGGCAGCGGCCAUUAGAGCCGACCCAGACAUACAAGGAGUACACCUGGGGGAUAACGAAUACAAGCUUAACUUGUUCGCGGAUGAUAUCCUAGUAACGCUAACGCAACCCAUAAUCUCCCUACCAAAGCUGAUGACAAGAAUCCAAGAGUACGGGGCAGUGUCCUAUUACAAGUUAAAUGUCACAAAAACCCAAGCCCAAGAAUAAAAUUAGGGGGCAAUCUCGCAAACAGACUGGAGAGGGCAUUCCCCCUAGACUGGAGACAUGACUACUUAACGUUCUUGGGUCUCAAAAUAACCAAGAACCCAGCCCACUUGUUCCGACACAACUAUGCCCGAAUGGUGAAAGAAUUUUCAGACACCCUACACAUGUGGAGGGGUAGGUACCUAUCGUGGCUGGGCCGCGUAGCAGUAGUCAAAAUGUCACUCAUCCCCAAGAUACAAUACCUUUUCCGUACGCUCCAAAUACCCAUAACAAAACAAUACCUGAAAAACAUGCAACACACUAUCAAUUCAUUAAUUUGGGAGGGAAAAAAAGCGAGAGUAGCAGCGGGGACGCUACAUCGAUCAGUAAAAAAUGGAGGAUUAGGCUUACCCAACCUAACAGCAUACCACAGGGCAGGCUACCUAUAUAACAUCACCCAAAUCAACCGGCUUACAGACGUCCCACAGUGGGUGACGAUUGAAGCUAGCAAAGCACCACAAAGUGACCUACGGUCACUAAUGUGGAAACAGACAGACAACAACCGGGGGCUGGACGAUCUCCUACCAACUACCAAAACCAUACUGAGAGUAUGGAACAAAAUGAAACACGAAUUAGUGUCAAGACUGACAUUACCCCUAGCAAUGCCAAUGCGCACUAUUGGACUGGAGAUCCCUACCUUCCCUUGGGACAUGUGGGUGAAGGGUGGUAUACACCACAUGUACCAAGUUAUAGACAGGGAUCGAAUACUACCAUUCCCAGAUAUACAGGAUAGACACAACCUGCCCACUAGAGCAAUAUUCUCCUAUCUCCAGCUCAAAUCUUAUGUAUUAGACAAAUCAGGGAAACAAACGGACGCCACCGCUACGACACACAUGACAGAAUUCGAAAAACAAUGCACGGGAAUCACACCACUCAAGAAAAUAAUGUCAUGGGGAUAUCAGAAACUACUAGCACAACAAUCAAACACACUAGGAAAGAUAAAGCUGUCGUGGCAGCGGGAUAUAGGCAGAACAAUAACAGAUAGGGAAUGGGAGAGAGCAUACAUGGCCCAUAAGGGACUCACAGCAUGUGCUACACACCUGGAACUACAGCGCAAAAAUUUACACGUCUGGUGGACAUGCACUCAGACCAUUUUGGGAAGGGGUAGCAAAUAUACCGCAGAAGAUUCUGCCGGCCCCAAGGGUAGAUGAACCACAGGUGUGUCUCUUAUUUAUCAUACCAGAAAAAAUACCAAAACAAAUCAAGCUGAUAAUAUACCACACACUAAUCUCAGCUAAUCUAGUGAUAUCUAGACACUGGAAAAAAACAAUGACCCCACCUAUAGAGGAGCUCGUAAAGCAGGUAGACCAAAACUGGGCUUACGAAAGAAUGGCCAACACGCAAUUCGGAGCACGAAAAGGAGUACUGGAGGCAAACGACCUGUGGGCAAAACAUAUUAUAGCUCACCCACCAUAACACAUAACCACAACUACUCCAACGUGACCAAUGGCCCCCCCAAAAAAAAAAAUAGUUUAAAGAGGCACCACGAGGAGUGCCAACAGGCAAAGACACAACACACAAGCAAAGCAUACCAAACCCAAGAUAGGACACUCAGAGGUAGCCAAACUACGAAACACCAACAAACCUAACGGCGGGAGGGAACUGAAAUGCACGACAAGGGCACACAGCAGAACCAAACAUUUGCACAAGUGCCCCCCAUCCCAUGACGAACCUACACACAAAGGAACCCCACAGAGACAAUUAGACACAAACAAAGAACUGCACACAACCUAACGCCUUAACUAUACUAAAACCGACAAAAGGGAACCGAUCAACAACAUACCAUGUACUUGUAAAUUGUAAAUGGAAAGCUUCUGUAAAACAUCAAUGUCUCUCUGGAAGCAAGGAAACCCGUGUUACGCAUAUAUGUAGAUGUUUAUCCAUGCUGUACAUGUAUGUAUAUGAUUACACAUAGCUAUUGUCUGUGUAUUUAGCUUGCAACAUGCCCCCCCCCCCUUUUUUCCUUGUUCUGUAUCCCCAUGUUUUCGACCUAUGUCAAAAUAAAAAUUGUCAUUUGCAAAAAAAAAAAAACCUGAAGGACCUGGCACCCAGACCACUUUAUUGAGCUGAAGUGGUCUGGGUGACUAUAGUGUCCCUUUAAAUAGCAUGAACAGUGCCAGGAUUUUGCAUUCCUUUCCAUAAAGUGCACUCAAUCCCAUCACUCUGAGCCAGGAUUAGCACCAGGUCCCAGAUACCAUAUACAGGAAACCAGAGAGGUUCAGGCACGCCAAGGUUCAAGAAGGCAAUUUAUUCAAACCCACACUGUCACACUGCAACGUUUCGACCUACAAGGUCUUUGUCAAGCUUGACAAAGACCUCGGCGGUCGAGACCUUGCGGUGUGAAAUUGGGUUUGAAUAGAUUGCCUUCUUGAACCUUGGAGUGCCUGAACCCCUCUUUGUUUUCUGUAUAAGAUUUUGCCUUCCGACUGGAUAUGAUGCAGUUGCAUGGUUUUGCCUCAUUUGGUACAAAGUAACAUGGACUAUAGUGAAUAACUCCAAUAGUGUUGAACAUUUAUGAAACAGCCCAUUUGUAUGGAAAAGCCUACUGUUUUUACCACCGCUACAUUUUGUUAUCUGUUGCAAGCAGGAGCACUGUAGGAAAUUAACCAGCCCUUGUUUUUCAGUAAUACAAGCUUGAGUAACUAUUUGACAUACUCAAAUAAUCAUUGCAACAUGUUCCCCUUGCACUGAAAUGCUCAGUUUCAAUUGCCUGACAUAAUUUUGCCCAGAUUAAGAAUGUGUGCGUGGUGUGUGUGGACAAUGCCUCUGCUUAUCACAGCACACAGCCCAGCUCACUAAACAAUUAAUUGGGUUGUGUGUAAAUGAAUAGUACCAGCAUGGUGCUGAGUAGAAUGACUUUUGGGGGACAAACUUCUUAUCUAAUAAACUCUUGCAGUACAUACAUUAAUGGGAUAAAAAUAUACCCCAGCCAGAGACACUCCUAAUUGGAGCAUCACUCCAUGAUAAGGGAGAAAUCUGGUUGUAGCUGCAUCUACAGGGAACUUGGAAAAGGUAGUCAUUUUUAUUUUAUUUGAACUAUUUUUUUAAAUUGUCAUAUUACUUGUUAAAUACAUUAGCUUUAUAAUGCUUUAUAAUUUAUGUAAAAAAAAAAAUAGUGGUUAAUAGCAACACCAUAGCUUCCCUUUAACAAUGUCAGUGUCAAUAAAAAUGCAGAAUUACACAAGAUAUGCACAUGUCUAACUCAUGUGUGCAUUUAGGUGAAGAAAAAGAGGAAAUUCCCUUUCUUUUUUUUUUCUCCCUAAUACAACCAGACUACCGGCAAACACUGACAUUGCACAUAUAUCCUGUGUCUAUUAAUUUUCUGGCACAUGUUCAGUGAUGCACGAGAUUCAGGAAACAAGCAUUUUCCGGUAGAGAAUGUAUACUUUGAUUGCAUACACAGGUACCUACUUUAACGAAGUUUGUUACGUCUAAGAAUGGCAUUUAGGUACCUAUAGUAACCAUCAUAUUGCAAGAGCACAUUUUAACUAUAAAGGAAAUUGUAACAACAACAGAAAUACAUAUUUAAAACAAAUUCAGCAAAACAGUUUUAUAAAUAGUGUCGAGACGCAACAGAAACUAAAGUUGCAGUGUCUAUAAGGAAGGAGGGGACAGAAAGGGUAAACGAGCUGAAACACUGUAACUGGAGUAAUAAAAUGUUUAAUAAUAAUUGUAGAUUAUGCUAACGUAGUGUACUAAUAAGCUUUAUUUUAGUAAUGACAGGAGGCGAGUAUUUUGCAUUGACAUUCUUUACUUAAACCUCCAGCAGCAAGUCAAUCAAACUUUUUAAAUCAAUCAAAAAACAACAGUCAUGACAGAUAUAAGGUAGGACAGCCCUCAAUUCUUCCUCUUUCUUUGGUGUGAAUGUAGAUAGUCCCUUUAACUGGAAACAGAAAACUGUAGAAACUUGAGAAUCCUGACAACUCCGAACUGUAACCAUUGUGAGAGGAAAGUACCUUCAGCUUGUAGUUGAUGGAAGUAUUCAUACUGAAAAGAAGAAGAAAUAAGUGAAUGGUAUUGGUAGUGACCCUGAUUCCACAUCUCACUCUUGUCCAUAACUACAUCUUAUAGUGUUUAUAAAUUGACUACUUUGAAAACUCAAAUGAAAGUAUCUUCAGGACUCUUUGGUGAAGAGAGUUUUUCGUCAUCGAUCAGGGCCUCGCAGUCCGUAGUGGUGUCUGCAUCUGGUUCAGUAGGGUGUGGAACUCAAUGAUGUAACCCUGAAUGCGUCUGACGAUAGUUUUUAAAAGUCCUGUAAACCUGCAUGCAGUUAGUAUAGAGACUUUUGUAUGGACUCACCUGUGCCUCGACCUCUGCCUCGGUAGCCUCUGGUUCUGUUUGUGCCCCGGUAGUAGGAGGAGGCCCGGAAGUGGAUGUAGGGUAGAAGGCAGAAGAUGGUGGGUUAGGUAUGGAGCCUGCAUUCCAAAUUCGGCUGGUGGUUCGGCUCCGCUGCUGACCAGCCCUCCCAAAAACACCACCUCCUGGUGUUGGGCCUUAAUGAAGGUGGUAAACAAUGAAACAUGUUUCUUGAGCUCUGAUAUGAAUGUGUCCCCAAAACGCUCACUGUUGGUUAAAGAUCCCAGUUCUGUAUGGGCCAUAUUCAUCAGUUUCGAGUUGAUUCUUAACAGUGCAGUCCUUUCUCUUUCAGUGCACAAUGCUGCGUUGGCGUUCCCCAGCAUGCAGAUCCUCGGUUGGACCCAUUCCCUGAUGGUGUUGGGGUCUAGCUAUGUACCCUGUGACAGCACCAGGUCCACGAAAUAUAUGAUCUUGACGAUGGGGCAAAGUAGAUCCAGCAGCUUGUCCUGAGAGGCUUUUAGGCCCUUCUCGAUCCCUUUUCGUGGGUCGCGUCCCAUCCGGGACAUGAAAACUACCACCGUCUGACCACAAUCGGCGGUAAACACUUAGGGGUUAUGUCUGGCAGCAUGGGAUGUGGCAUUCUGCCCUAUGACGUGCACGUACCACCUGGUCUAAUGGCUUGGGCAUCCAGAAAUGUACAAACUUGGCCAGGUGGGUUGGCAGGGUCCACUCCGAGGAUCGUGGGUUGCGGAUGGUCCAUGGAUCAAAUAGAGGGCAACCUUGAGUGUCUAAGAACAGCUCUACGCCUUCCAAUGUGAACGAUCCCUGUGUAUCUUGCGAGAAGGCGUCCUCCGCAAAGGAUUCCUUAACAUAUUUUGAUUCCGAGUAUGGAACAUCUUGCCAACCACCUUCGUCAUCCGAAUCAGAGGCAUCUGCCUGCCAUUCGUCGAUGAUGUCAAGAUUCUGGAGGUAGGCUUAAUCCUCCUCCGAGUAAACUACUGGUGGGGGUAGUUAUUGUCUAGCCGUAUGUUUGCUACAUUUAGCAGGUGCCUUUCCUUUCGUCCAAGCGUGUGAUACAGUGAGUCCAGCUCAUUGACAUUUUGGAAGGGAUAGGGGGUCCUUAGAGGGAACCUCAGAGCCCAUAGUGUCAUCCGCGUCUUGUGGUUUUGGCCCCAUAGUUCGAGUGGAUAAGUCAGAUGGAAGAGCCUGGUAUAUAGGUUUAUGCCAACACCUCUAUGUGUGCUCUGUGAGGGUUCAGACACCGGUCAUAUUGAGCGGUUUAUUAUAGAAGGGAUGAUACCUUUGUAAAUUAUGGGGAGGCAUUAAGAGACUCCAAUAGCCAAAGUCCCCAGUGGGGAGGUACCGUAUAUACGUGGGUGUAUUGCAGUCCUGGUAAUGCCUCAUGUAUUUACUUCCAGGAGCGCAGUUUGGUAGGUACCGCAGUCAGGGUUUUACCCCUAUCGCCCAUAAGGUCAAGAGUGAAUCUGCAGGGCAUUUGGGUUUACCACUUUAAGAAACAGGUGUCUUACCCCUAGGUGCAGCUGUAGCAAGCAGUCUGCACACCGGGCAUAUCCAGCACAUAUACAAAAUUACUAUCAGGUUGUAGUCUUGGCAUGAAUUGUAAGCAUCAAAAACAAGUACCAGUUGUAUAGAGGUUAAUCCUUGUAAUAAAUCUUGUCAACGUACAGUAAUUGUUCCUACAGCAUGAAAUUAUACAUAGAUAGAAAUCAUUGCAGCAUAAAACUUAAAAAUUGGCUGUAAAUUCACCUUGAAUGAAGGUUCUGUGUGCCUGAAUGUGAGCUGUAGGAGGUAUCUCCACUUGCGGUAAGCUGCAGGCCAUGAUUACCGAGCGCAUUUAAUGAAAAAACAAAAUUGCCGCCGUGAAUCUCGCGAGAUCCAAGAUGGCCGCCGCGCACGAGGAUCCGGCGGGAAAAACUCCCACAGGUCAGAGAAUGAGUGCCGCGAUAGAGAAGCCCUGACAGCCCUAGGAAUUAAUGUGUUAGCCACAGAGACCCCCAAAAGCCCGAAAACAUUGCGGCCGAGACCAAAGUAUACAGUAUACAGAUGGAGAAAAGUGAGAGGCCAGGGAGCCACAGCAAAUAGGUGUAGGGUGACAGGAAAGGUACAAACACGAUAUAACGUUGUUAGAUAGGAAGUACAGGGAGCACAAGCCAAUAGAAUAGGUUAAGCAACCCUAAAGAGACCGUGGUAAAAUAAAUUACAGUACAUAAAACAGUCAAAUUAGGAUUAUAAAAGAGUGUCCAGCUAAGAAACAUAUACUCUGACCUGUUCCUGCAGGAGCACCAAAGAAAGAGGAAGGAUUGGGGGCUGUUGAACCUUAUAUCUUUUAUGAUUGUUGUUUUCUGAUUGGUUUAAAAAGUUUGAUUGACUUGUUGCUGCUGGAGUUUUAAGUAAAGAAAGUCAAUACAAAAUAUUAAGCCUCCUGUCAUGUGGUAAAAUUAUUGAUAUGUAUGUUUUGAGUGCUACUGCCAUGUAUGACACCAGUGUACAAAUAUUACACCUUAUUUAAAGGGACACUAUAGUCACCAGAACAACUACAGCUUAUUGAAUUUGUUCUGGUGGGUAGAAUCAUUACCUUCAGGCUUUUUGCUGUAAACACUUUUCAGAGAAAAUGCAGUGUUUACAUUACAGCCUAGUGAUAACUUCACUGGACACUACUUAGAUGGCUGUUAGAGAUCCUUCCUGCGUCAUGGCUGCCUAAAUGCAUCCAAACAUUCAGUGUCUCCUCCAUCUGCAUGCAGACACUGAACUUUCCUCAUAGAGAUUCAUUGAUUCAAUUCAUUUCUUUGAGGAGAUGCUGACUGGCCAGGGUUGUGUUUGAAUCAUGCUGGCUCUGCCCCUGAUCUGCCUCUUUUCAGUCUCAGCCAAUCCUAUGGGGAAGCAUUAUGAUUGGAUCAGGCUACCACUUCUGAUGAUGUCAGCAGACUGCUUGUUUUUCUGAGUCAAACAGCAUGCAGAGUUACAGCUUCUAGAUUGAAUACAGUUAGAUGUUGCUAUAUUUAUGAAGGCAUGAGGGGCUCAGGGGGGCUAAAUGGUGGUUUUAACACUAAAGGGCCAGGAAUACACGUUUGUGUUCCUGACCCUAUAGUUAUCCUUUAACCGCACAUCUGUGAGAAUAUUCAUUAACAGGGAGCAGUGAGUUAAUUGCUCAUUUAAAAAAGAUCGGACAAAAAUGCUAACUUUCAUUCCACCUUGCAUUAAUAAACCUUUUUGAUAUGUUUUGAUAUUGUUUGAUACAGUGUGUUUCUGUUCCCCAGGUGGCAGUCUGCAGAAAACUGAUGCUUUGUUCACUCCUUCUUGUUGCUCACCUAACAUUCUCAGAUCGGUUCCUGUUGUUUAAUGAUCCACAACGCUCUGUGAUUGGCACCUUUUUCUACCUCUAUGUUGCUGGAGCCUCAAGAAGACCCAAAUACUAUUUUGCCUGGACCAUGGGUAAGAUAUCAUUGCCUGUCAAAGAGAUGUAAAGAAUUGUACAUCAAAAUGUAGACAUAUGCUGAUACACCUAUUUUUAUUGAGCAGAUACAGCUGUAAUAAGCACAAAUAUACUUUAAUAUACAUAAAAGAGUGACCAUACAAUUAGCUACUAAGGCCUUGAUUUAAUAUUGUUGGACAAGGUUUCAAAAUUAUUAUUUUGGGGGGAUAAAAUUCCCCCAAAAAUGUUUUAAAUAUUAAAAUAAAAAAUAAAAAAUAUAUACUAUCUGCAAUGGAGGGAGCUCACAGUGGGUGUGAGGGAGGAGCAGAUGUAAAAUAUGCACAUAAUUGACCGUAGGCAGCCGAGCCAAAGUUACGGGGGUGCAACUAGCCCUUGGCACACAAUUAACAAUAACUCGGUAUAUGCAGUAUUUCAAGCAGAAACACUGCACAUACAUACUCUUACCAACACGACCAAUUCAAAUCACUGAAGUGGUCAGCAUAAGCCUUUAACCCCUUCCCGACCAAAGACGAAAAUUUUCCGUCAAGCUUGUCCUUGUGAUAAGGACCCUUGACAGAAAAUUUCCGUAAUUUACUAAAGUUAACCCCAGAUUGCGGCGACCACAGGGUUAACGCUCAUCCGGUCUGCCUCGGUAUUCGAGGCAGACCGGGAGCACCUGAUCGCGAUGUCCCUGCAUCCAGUGUGAAGUGUAGGGAGACGGAUCACUGCUGAUCUUCUUUUAACCCCUGAGGUUUAAUUUUUUUUUUUUUUACCCUCAUAAAUAUUUUAAAAUUAUAUAUUUAGUUAGCUGGGGUGGGUGGAAGUUAGUGGGGAAUUUGGUGUUAGGCUAGCUAGGGGUUAACAUUAAAAAAAAAGGUUUUUAAAAAAUCUUUAAAAAGUUUAAAAUUAAAGUUUUUUAAAAAUGUUUUAAUAACGUUUUAAAAAAUCCCACCCCCUUUACCCAGUCCAAAUAAAAAUUAACCCCUUCCCUGCCAGUUGAUCACUGCCUACAGUGAUCAAAAUACAGAUCACAGUAUUAUACUGUGAUCUAAGCUUUUUUUAACACCCGAGGAUUAACUUUUAUUUAUUUUUUAGCCCUCAAGGGUUUAAUUUAUUUAAUUAAAAUAUUUUAAAAUUAUAUAUUUUGCUAGCUGGGGUGGGAGUUAUGCAAAAGUGGGGAAUUUACUGUUAGUGCUGCUAACUGCUACUUAGGGGUUAACGGUAAAAAAAAUUUUGAAAAAAUGUUAACAGUGUAAAAAAGUUAAGAAAGUUUAAAAAAUGUAGUAAGUAAAAAAAAGUUUAAAAUUAGUUUUAAAAAGUAAAAAAAGUUUUAAAAAGUAAAAAAAUACAUUAAAAAAAUGCUCAUUACCACUACACCUGGAACAUACUAGCCAAAAAAUGAUCCCACGCUAAGGUUCAAAAUAUGCCUUUUGAAUAACCCCAGGGUGUAUUCUUUAAUAAAUAGUAUGUGUUUGUGAGGAAGUUUGAAUAACCAGCCGCUAAACUACUCCAAAAUGGAACAUGGACAUACUCGUUUUCCUGGCACUAUAGUGCCCUGAGGGUGCCCCCACCCUCAGGGUCCCACUCCCGCCCGGCUCUGGGCAGAGAAAAGGGGUUAAAACUUACCUUUUUCCAGCGCUGGGCAGGAGCUCUCCUCCUCCGAUCCUCCUCCUCUCCUCCCAUUCGGCUGAAUGCGCACGCGCGGCAAGAGCUGCGCGUGCAUUCAGCCGGUCUCAUAGGAAAGCAUUUACAAUGCUUUCCUAUGGACGCUUGCGUGCUCUCACUGUGAUUUUCACAGUGAGACUCACGCAUGCGCCUCUAGCGGCUGUCAAUGAGACAGCCACUAGAGGAUUUGAGGGCUGGAUUAACCCAUUUAUAAACAUAGCAGUUUCAGAGAAUAAAAAAAAUGGGUUAAUCCUAGAGGGACCUGGCACUCAGACCACUUCAUUAAGCUGAAGUGGUCUGGGUGCCUAGAGUGGUCCUUUAACCCCUUAAGGACCAAACUUCUGGAAUAAAAGGGAAUCAUGACAUGUCACACAUGUCAUGUGUCCUUAAGGGGUUAAAAACCUAAAAAACCUUAAUAACCAAGAAAGCACAGUAAAUAAGAUUGAUUCCAAGAAAACUGCAUAAUAAAUACAAAUUGCACAAUAAAUACAUAUUACAUAACAAAUAAUACAAUAGAAAAACAUUAACAUUUUCCACAGUUUUGUCAGAAUGCUGUAUCUUCUAUUUUUUUAAAUUAUUUAAAGUGACAGUAACAGACCUUAAUAACCAUAACAACUGUAUGUAAGAGAGCAUAAUAAAUACAAUUAUUACCAAACACUAACAUGUUCUAAGAGAAUAUAAAAACCAGCGUAUACGAUAAACAUAUAGACUAUAAAAUCUUUGUGUGUAUAUAUAUAUAUAUAUAUAUGUAUACAUACACACACAUACAUACAUACAUACACACACACACACACACAUAUAUAUAUAUAUAUAUAUAUACAUACACACACACAUAUGACCUACUCAGGAAAAUAUAAAAACAUAAUUAAUAAAAUUAAUAAAGAGAACAUUCUUAAACUUAUAAAAAGUUGAAAAGAUCAAAUUCUAUAUUGAGUCCUCUUGGCUCGAGAGUAUCCAGCUUCUAAACCCAUCUCAUCUCCUCUUUCCCUAUAUCAUUAAUGUGGUUUCCUCCUCGCCAGGACUUAUUAACUAUUUUUAUCCCUAGAAAAGUCAAACCUUCUGGGUUUUGAUUGUGGUACUUUUUAAAAUGGGCAGACACACUGUGAUUUUUAUAACCCUUUCGAAUAUUAUUUACGUGCUCGUAGAUUCUUUUAUGCAAGGGACGGAUUGUGCGACCCACAUAUUGCAGACCGCACGGACAAAUGAAAAGAUAGAUGACAUUCUUACUACAACAAGUGAUAAAAUCUUUUAUAAUAAACUCUUCAUCCUUGUAUUUUGUCCUAAACCUACUAAUACCUUUAAGGGUCCUAUUCUUACUACAUUUGCAGCCCAUACAUAAACCACAUGAAUAAAAACCAUUCCUUUCAUUUAAAAAAGUUUUCUUUGUUUCUCUUUUUGGAUGAUUAAAACUCAACAUCUGUUUAAAAUUUGGUGCUCCUCUAAAAGUAAUAAAAGGUUUAUCAGGGAGAAGUUUGCAUAGUUCAUUAUCUUUUUUUAAAAUAUGCCAAUGCUUUCUAACUAUUGAUUUAAUUUUAUUGCAAUCUAUAUUAUAAUCGAAUACCAAAGGGAUUUUUUUAUUUUUGUCACUUGCAUUCCUUUUCAUAUCCACAAUUAAAUCAUCCUGAGCUUGUUUUAAAGCUUCCUCAUUUGACUCCUCUAUAAGUUCAGUGGGAUACUUUUUUUCCAAAAACUUCUCCUUAAGAAUAUCUGCUUGAUUUUUAAAGACCUCCACUUCUGUACAGUUUCUUCUAAUUCUUCUAAAUUAUCCUUUUGGAAUAUUAUUAAGCCAAGUCGUGUAAUGUCCGCUAUUGUACAUUACGUAGCUAUUGGCAUCUACUUUUUUAAAAUAAUUCUUAGUUUUUAAAACACCAUUUUCCACAUAAAUAUUCAAAUCUAAAAAGUUAAUACUGGAGGUACUAAAAUCACUAGUUAGGCAUAUUCUCCAUUCAUUAGUAUUUAAAUUACCUAGAAAAUUGUUUAAAGCAACUUCUGAACCCUUCCAUUUAAAAAACAAGUCAUCUAUAUAUCUACAGUAGGAGACCAGGUUUGUCCCCCAUGCCUGGCUGGCAUAUAUAUACUUUCUCUCCCAACCUGCCAUAUAUAAAUUUGCAUAACUAGGGGCAAACCUGGUCCCCAUAGCUGUACCCUGACAUUGCAGAUAAAAUUUGUUAUUAAAUAAAAAAUAAUUAUUAUUUAAAAUCCAUUUAAUACUAUCUACUAAAAAAUCUACAUGUUCAUCCAAUAAAUCUUUAGACUCCAUCAAUGUGUCAUAUAUCACUUUGCUUCCUAAAAAAUGAGGAAUGGAAGUAUAUAGCGAGGAGACAUCACUAGUCACCAGGAUAUAUGACUUUUCCCACUUGAUAUUUUUUAUCUUUCUAAUUACAUCAGUAGUGUCUCUCACAUAUGAAGGCAUUACUUUCACCAGCUCUUGUAGCCAUAUAUCUACAUAUUUAGAGAGGUUGGCAGAUACAGACCCUAUCCCUGAGACAAUAGGUCUGCCGGGGGGGUGUUUGGCGUCUUUAUGUACCUUGGGAAGGGUAUAGAAAGUAGGUAUUCUAGGAUAUUCUUGCAGUAAAAAUGUAUAUUCAUUAUCAUUAAGAACACCACUUUCCUUCCCCUUAUCCAAAAGUAAUAUGAGAGAUUUUUUCAUAUCUUCAGUGGGAUCACUAUUUAAUUCGCUAUAUACUUUUUUGUCCCUUAAUUGUUUAAGACAUUCUGCUACAUAAUCCUCUGUAUCCUGUAUAACUAUACUACCACCCUUAUCUGCUGGCUUUAUUACAAUUUCUCUAUUAUUCCUUAAAUCUUGUAAAGCUUUCCAUUCUAUACUAUUUAAAUUAUUUCUAUUAUAUCUACUGGUAUUUUGCUCUAAACUUUUAAAAUCCUCAACCAUCACUUUCUCGAAUAUAUCAAUGGCACUUGAUUUAUAUGCUCUCGGGUAGAAGUUAGACUUAGCCAUUAGAUCAGUAUGAUUCAACUCAAUCCUCUUAUCUUGACAUUUCUGAAUUUCAAAAAACCUUUUUAAUAUCAAAGUUCUGGAAUAUUUAAGAAUAUCUAUGUAUGCAGAGAAGGAGUUAAACUUCCUAACGGGUGCGAACUUCAAGCCUCUAUUAAGUACAUUCCCCUCUGCUUCUGUUAGUUGAUGCUUUGAUAAAUUGUUUACUCCCUCCAAUUUAGCAUCCUUCCUCUUUUUCCGGUAUUGUAGCCUAACUCCUCCUCUGCAUCCUCUGUAUCCCUGAAUCUCCUUCUUUUUAAGGGAGAGGGAAUCCUGUUCCCUCGUUGUCUGUCUAAAAAAAUCUUCCCUCCUAAGACUAGUAUGCUCUUUUGAAAGAACCUCAAAUCUGUUUUUUAAUUCAAUAUCCUUAUUCCUAUAUGGACGUACAGGACUAGAGUAUGUUGUCCUGUUCCGUUUAAAUUGUGUCCUUGGUUCUACUCUAGUCCAUCUAGUAUGUCUCUCACUCUCAGGAGUUUUCCAAUUUGUUUGGAAUACCUGUGAUUGGUACUAUUAAGUAUCUCUCUUUUUUAUGAAUAUGUGCAUUAGUUUCUUUAAAUUGUUGAUUUUUCUCCUCAUUUCUUUUCUUAUGGUUAUUGUUUCAAAAACUUCUUACUUGAUUACAUCUAUAGUCAUUCAAGUCCCUUUUGUACUUUUUAAAUUUCACAGUUUUUACUUGUUCUUCCAGUUUUCCUAAUUUUCCUUUGGUCUUAUUACUUAAUUCUUCAUAUUCCUUAGUGCCAACUGUUGGUUCUAAGGCUUUCUGGAUCUCCCUAACUUCUUUAUCUAAAUCCCCCAAAGCAUCCUUCCUGCAUGAUAUCACGAUACUCAUCAGCUCUUUAGAAAAUCUUUCUAGAGCAUUAUUUCAAACAUCAAUGUAUUUUUGAUUUUUCUCCUCAUUUUCAAAGGUAGGGGAUUUGAAAAAAACGUAGCCCUCUAGGAGUAAUAUUCUCACUCAAACACUGUUCUAGUGUAGCAAUCUCCCAUUUAUAUUUAAUUUCUUUGGAGAGCUUGUUUUCAAGAUUCAUAAAAGUGACUUCUAUGUCAUCUUCUCUAGAACAAAUUGCCUCAUCUUUUUCAGGGGAAUCAACGGAAUUGAAAUUGAAUUGUAUAUUCUUUCUAAAUUCAAAAAUAGACAUAUUUUCUAAAUAGCAGCCUUACUUGCUCUGAGCCAAAGAACCACAAGAUAGAAUAUCAAUAAACAAGUAAAAAAGGCGCUUAAAUUAUAAUAAUAGUGACCUUAUUACACAAAGAAAACAGCACCUAUAUGUGUAUUAGCUCAUGAAACACAAAAUAGAAUACAAACAGAGAAAAAAAUAAGUGCGCUAGAACAAUUUUAUAUAAAGUGCAGAAUUCCUCACAAUAUCAAUAAAGUGAAAAUAGUGCAAAAAACUCAUUCCACUCUUUGAAAAGUGCAGUGUGCAUAUAUAUUCAGAGUGCUUAAUGCAAAAAAAAAAUUUGGAGCUAUCUGAAUUCUAAAUACAUUUUAAAUUUUGUUUUACUAAAACAAUAUUUCACUAUAUAUGGUUUUUGUAUUUUAUUCUCUUUUAUGUAUUAUUUGCAACGGAGAGUCACUUUCAAAUAUGUGAUUAAAGUAAGUGUACUCUAUUGGAUUUUUGUGCACAGAUCACUUUAAAAAAUAUAUUUUAUUUUUUUUGUAAAAUUUUAUUUUAGUCCUUGUAUUUUGUGACCUGUAACUUUCAAAAUAAGCUGAAAUCCUAUACAUAUUAUGUACGCUAUAAAUCAAGACACAUAAAUUAAUUUAUUUUGAAUUACUUUUUCUAAGCUAGACAUAUUAUGCACACGCCAUUAUAAAAAAAAAAAUGUUUUGUUUUUUUCCCAUUUUUACAAAUAAUUAAUGAGAAUUUAUCUGUGUAUAUGUGAAAUAAAAUAAAAGCCCUCUUUGCCCUUUAAAAAAUGGUAUAUAAUAUGUGUUGGUGCCAGUGGCGUACUCACGACCCAUGGCGUUUACUCGGCGCGGGCCGGGGCCGCAACACAUGGCGGCGGGCACCUGGUCGCAGGGCUGCGACCCCUGCGACCGCUGUAUGUACACCAGUGCAUGCAGAUACACACACCCACUUAAAGGACCACUACAGACACCCAGAUCACAUCAGCUCAAUGAAGUGGUCUGGGUGCCAGGUCCCUCUAGUUUUACCCCUGCAGCUGAAAACAUAGUAGUUUCAGAGAAACUGCUAUGUUUCACUGAGGGAUAAUCCAGCAUCUAGUGGCUGUCUCACUGACAGUCGCUAGAGGUGUUUCCGUGAUUCUCACUGUGAAAAUCACAGUGAGAAGACGCUGGACGUCCAUAGGAAAGCAUGUGCAUUCAGAGCUGAGAGGCGGAUCGGGGCAGAGGCAUCCCCAGCGCCAAGGGAGUCCGGCGCUGGAGAAAGGUAAGUGCUGAAGGGGUUUUAAACACACACACACACUCCCACGAACAGACGCAUACACACUAGCUAACAGACACACACAUUUACUGACAGAGAAACACUCAGCAACAUACAUACAUACACACUCACUGACAGAUAGACACACAUACACACUCACUUACAAAACAUACACUCUCACUGACAAACACACACUCACUAACAGACAUCAAACAGACUCACUAACAGACACACAAACUAACACACUCAGUAACAGACACACAAAGUAACACUCACUGACACACACACACUCACUGACACACUGACACUCACUAGCAGACACACAUUCAAUAACAGACACACACAAAAACUAACACACUCACUGACACUCACUAGCAGACACACACAGUAACACACACUGACACAAACACUAACACACACACACUCUAACACUAAUACACAUACACAAACACAUGUUUUUGUUUUGUUUUUUAAAUGUGAUCCUCCAUCCUACCUUUGGGAGUGCUGAGGGGAUUCCCUGGGGUGUUGCUGGGCGGCCGGUCCUGUGGGCGCGCGAGGGAGCACUGAGAUCCUCCUGUUCAGCUCCUGUUCAGCUGGGCAGAGAGCGCUCAGGGGAGAGUGCUCCCUCGCGCGCCCGCAUACACACAGUGGCAGAGGCGCAUACACACACACACACAAACACUGACAGAGGAAUACAUAUGUAUGCCUCUGUCAGUGUGUGUGUGUGCAUGCCUCUGCCAGUGUGUGUGUGUGCCUCUGUCAGUGAGUAUGUGUGUAUGUCUCUGUCAUACACACACAUUUUGUCACACACUCACAAAUGUAAAUUUUUUAUUUUAAUCCUCCCAGCCUUCCUACCUCUGGGAGAGCGAAGUGGAUCUUUCCCUGGGGUGCAUCGAGGUGGUUGGCUGAGGCAGCACGCAAGGGAGCAGUAAUCUGCAGCUCCUCUCUGAUCCCUGUAGUGAUGCCGGGGCCGGAAUGACGUCAUAUUUCAGCUCCUGGCAUCAAUAUACAGCGCGAGGGAGCAUAGAGGAGCUGCAGGGAAAUUAAUGCUCCAUCGUGUGCUGCCUCAGCUGACCACUUUGAUGCACCCCAGGGCGUGCGGCCGGCUACAAUGCCUCCAUGCAGCCCAGGACGGACGGCUACAAUUCUCCCUGAGCUGGCCACCUCCAUGCAGCCCAGGAUGGCUGGCUACAACUCUCCCUGAGCCGCCUGCCUCCAUGCUCCAGUUUGCCCAGCUUUAGGUAAAGGGCUGGCAAACCCCGGGCGCCAGGGCGAAAUUUAUAGUCACCCUAGCAAUCUGGCAUCUGGGAUUUGUCAAGCCCUGUUUUAGUAGAAAAAAAAAAUAUAUAUAUAUAUAUAUAUAUAUAUAUAUAAAUAUAUAUAUAUAUAUAUAUACAUAUACACAUACAUACAUACAUACAUACAUAUUACUCAUUUUAACCCAUACCAUGCUGGUCAAAAUGGUACUAUUGUGAUUAGAGUCUCUGAUCAGACCAUUGACUGAUAAACCUUUUCUGUUAAACUUACGAUCGGUCAGUUAUUUUCUUGUUUUGGGACUCGGUGUAGGGUUCUAUUUGGGUGGAAGUCGAAAUUGGGGGUGGUUGAGGGAGUUGGUGUUAGGCAGGUAGCAGUAAACAAAAACAAAAAAGAUGUCAUGGCCCAUUAUUAUUUAGUAUGUCUUUCUAACACAUGAAACAGAGGCUAGUGAUACCAAAGAUAUAUCUGAUAGUGACUUCAGAAAUAGAGCCUCUAAGUGAGGCUUCUAGUAAUGGUGUUACAGUGUUACUGCAAGAAGAUGUUCAGAACAUUCCACUGUAUCUGAGGAAAACUGAGUACUUUCAAACUAAACUGCCCUUAAAUACCUCCUGGCAUCACAACCGGUGUUGAAACCAUUCAUAAUGGACGGCACAAACAUUUGCAAGCCAACCGAUAUAUUUUACUGCCAAUCCUGGAUCACACCACGGCAAUGUAAACACCUCUGAUCACACUGAAUGAAGAGGUUUUGGGCACUGGUGAUAUUUAUGGAGAGUGUAAAAAAAUAAAUAAAUAAAAUAACCAGCAUUCAUAGUUUCUGGCACAAGCACCUUAUCGAGCUACCCCUCUUUUUCCAUUGAUUAUGAAAAGGAACAGAUAUGGGCAACAUCUCAGUUUCCUACAUUUUAAUGAGAAUGCCCAGUGCCAGGGCUGGCGAGGGAGCUCUGAUCCAUAUGUGUAUUGCCUGCAUAGUUCCCGCAUGCGCUCUAUAGAGGUGAUGGGAGACGAAAUGUGACAUCACAUUGGUCCAGGCAUCCCUACAGGGCACACAAGGGAGUUUCUCAGUCAGAGCAGAGAAGCUCACACUGGACCCCAGGCUGAGAAUCCAAUCCAAUUCUCAUAGAUAGUUAGACUGGAUGAAUCUAAACUCCUGAAAACAAAAAACAUUUUUUGAGCACAUAUGUGAGAAUGUGUAGGUGUGUGAUGUCUGUGAGGAUUUGAUUGUGUCUGUUGUUGUGUGUUUUUCAGUUUGUUUGACUGUGUGUUUAUGAGACCCGACACGAAAAACCCUAUCUGUCACAAUACCACCACAAUACUGCCUCUAUCAGCGCACACUAUGCUUCAUCCCCCACAAUACUGACCCCAUCACUCCACAGUAUAUCCCCAACCCCCACAAUACUACCUCUAUACCACCACAGGAAUGACCCUAUCCUCCCCCCACAGUAAAGCCUCUAUCCCCUACAAUACUGCCCCUACCGCUCCAUACUUAAAGGUCACCCAGACCACUUCAGCUCAAUGAAGUGCUCUGGGUGCCAGGUCCCCCAGGUUUUAACCCUUCAGAUGUAAACAUAGCAGUUUCAGAGAAACUGCUAUGUUUACAUUGCAGGAUUAAUCCAGCCUCUAGUGGCUGUCUUCCUGACAGUAGCUAGAGGCGCUUCCCCGACGCUCAAGGUGAAAAUUGCAUUGAGCACGCAGAACGUCCAUAGGAAAGCAUUGACCAUGCGCAUUCGGCUCCACUCGGGAGCUGACGUCGGAGGGGUAGGAGAGGUCACCAGCGCUGAGGGAGCCCAGAGCUGUAUAAAGGUAAGUGGCUGAAGGGGGUUUAACCCCUUCAGCCCAGCGGGAGGAGGGCACUGAGGGUGGGGGGGACCUAAGGACAGUAUAGUGCCAGGAAAACGCAGUCUCCACCCACUCUGGACCCAAGACCAGGGUCCAGCUUCCAGUAGGUCGACCUCUCCGAAUUCCAGCGAGCAGGAACAGGAACAAGCUCUUAGCAGAGCUUAGUGAUCAUAUCCUGGGGAGUAUAGUGAUUAUAGCAAUCCCCAGAGUGUAGUUCUCCAAUCCCCCAAACAUGAGCCGAAACUUCAUGAAGGUACAAGAUGAUCUGACUCCAAUGAGCGUUUAUUACUCCUUAUAUACAAGUUUUCAGGCCAGGGGCACACCCCCUGGACCUGGUGGUAAACUGUGACAAAAGGGACACAAACCAAUGGGAACACUAAUUAACAUAAUAACACAAUUAAAUCCCUCCUAUCCAUCCUGGAGAUAAUUGGCUUAAGGCACUGCAGUAAACUCAAUUAUCUCCAGGUACAGAAAAUAUCUACAUUUUACAUUAACAAAAAAAAUACGUAAAAGUACAUAAAAAUACAUAAUUCUUAUUAUAUUACACAGAACCCCCACAUUUAUGAGUAAAUUUGUCAUGGGGUAAAGCAUAGCAAGGGCUGUUGAGAAACCAAGGAGGGACAAAAGCAGUCAGUUCCAACUGGUUUGGCAGUGUGCCUGGGACAACGCCCUGCUGGAGAACAAUAGACAGGAAACUGGGGAGGGGAAAAAACACACCUUCCCAUGGAUUCAAAUGGGCAGAAACAGUCUUUAGAAGCCAAUAAGCCCCAAAUAGUCUUUUUAAAUUGCAACACACCUCAGGGCCAUAGUCAUGAGGAAGGAGGCUGGCAAUCAGGCUCCUCCAACAGCCGGGGGCAAAGGGCAGCUUGUCACCUAACAAUCUAGUGACAAAAGGCAUUUCAUCUCAAGUAUCUACACCAUCUACACCAAACAACUGAAAUCACUAGAUUUGGAAUACCCUGUGUGUUGCCUAAUUUUGCAAAUGGCAUGUCAUAACGUGGGUUAUUUUCUUUACUGGGCUGCCAUACUGUCUCAAAGGCCAUUUAGACCCAGAAAAUUAAUUUGACCAUUUCAUGUAUUCAGACUGAAAUGAGCACGUGCCAUAUUUAGCCCUGCAACUACAAAAAAUAAAAAUAAUAAUAAUACCUGUACAUUGUAGGUUAUUCUUGUACUCUUGGGACAUCGCUGAAGAGAAAUAUGGGUAGUGUAUUGCAAUAAAACAUAUAAGGGUGAUCAUGACAUCACCAACAGUGAGAGAACAGUGCUUGUGUGAAAAACGCAAAAUAAAAAUAUGAACACUAUAUUUGGCCAGGUUUUGUGACUAAGUGGCAGUGGCGUACCUAGGGUAUGGCAGAUAUAGCAUGUGUCCUUUGCCAUGGUCUUCACUGAGGCAGUUUGUUUUAUUCUUAGCCCUGCCGCGGACAAGCAGCAUAGAGACUCAGAGGCUGCUAUGUAUGAGCUGAGUUGACACAGUCAGGGACAUGCAAAUAUCUAAUCUGAUGCCUCACUGGAGAUCUUGUACAGCUGGAAAUUCAGUGAGGAAACAGAUGAGAUGUUCGGAUAUACUGGUACUGGACUGACUUUAUAUUGUGCGGUAGGAACAGAGGAGUAUUGAGGGGCGAGGGGCAGAUGGGGGCAAAUGUGGUGGGGAAGCAGGGAGUCUGAUCGUGGUGGGGAAGCAGGGAGUCUAUGUAUAUUUAUUUAUUUUCAGUUUAAAAAUUUUCUUCAUAUCUGUAUAUCUGCUGGCUAUUCUGACACAAAGCAUUGUAGGGUUGCUAUGACAUUGUUACAGGAAAUCUAGAACACAAACUGCUCUAGAACUUGCAUCAGUGAAUUCUGAUUCUGAUACCAAUGUAUUGUUUUCCAUGUGUGAGUAGCAGAUGCCAUAAACAACGCUGCUGGCUUUGGAUUUAAUGGGAUAUCUGAGGACGGAACAGAGAGAUGGGAUUUGCUGUCCAACCUGGAUAUAGUAAAAAUUGAGGUUAGUGAUCAAUUUAAAGAGAUCAGUUUCUAAAUAUGUUAUCCUUUAAUAAUUCUGCCUACUUCUUAAAUUCCUAUUUCUUUCACUCUCUCAGACAGCUACAAGUUUCAAGGUGUUCAUUGACAACUGGAAUAUACAAACAGCGAUUUGGCUAAAAGAGUUAAGUACCAAUUCUAUGGGUUUCUGGAUCCUUCACAAUCUCAGUCAUAAUACCGCUUAUUGACAGGGUUUCUGUUCAAAAUGGCUGCUCUAAAGAUCCCAAUGCUUCAUCCCUAAUAAUUAUUAUUAUUUAAAUAGUGCCAACAGAUUCUGCAGAGCUGUACAAUGGGUAAUAAGACUCUAUCAUUAAUGUGUGGUGUAAGAGAAGUGGUUUCAUGCAUAGUUUAGUAGCCAAAGCUUAAAGGAACACUAUAGGUCAGGAAUACAAACAUGUAUUCCUGACACUAUAGUGUUAAAAAAUCCUGUUAGCCCUUCCGUCCCCCGUAAUAAGGUAGAAAAUUCAAUUUUUUUUAGCAUCGCACGGGCCUGCGGCGCUGGCCCCACCCCAGAUCUGCCUCCUUGGCUGAGAUUGUCAAUUCUGAUGAUCUCAGCCAUGGAGGUGGAAUGGGGGCUGAGCCAAACACAGUGUUGGCCAAUCAGCAUCUUCUCAGAGAGAUGCAUUGAAUAAAUGCAUCUCUAUGAGGAAGAUUCAGCCCCCAGGAAUCACCUAUAGUGGCCAUCUGAGUGACUGCCACUACAGCUAUCCAUAGGGAGCAAUGAAAACACUGUCUUUUUUCUGAAAAGGCAGUAUUUAUAGCAAAAUGCUUGCAGGGCCUGACUAUAUUCCCCAGAGCAACGACAUUAAGCGGUAGUUGUUCUGGUGACUAUAGUGUCCCUUUUAAUACCUAGUUCAUUUACACCUAUUCCAUCAGUCCUAAAGGCAAUUUGCCUAUAAGCUCAUAUACCAACCUGAAAAGUAUGUUUAACACUCCUUUCAUUUGCAGGGUUUGCUAUGACCGGAUCCCAUUUAGCCCGCUGUUUGCCACAUUCAUACUGUCGGCAUUCUGGCAUGGUGUACAUCCUGGAUACUACCUCACUUUCUGCACUGCUAUUCCAGUUUCAUUAGCUGCUCGCAGGGUGAGUAAAGUAUUUGCCAUGGUAGACAUCCUAUGGUAAGAUUCAAUAAUGCUGUCCACAUGCAUACACUGCCACACGUAACAUACUGAAUGUAUGUGUGUGCACAUAUAUUUUAGCUAAAUAAAUCAUAAUGAGUUAAACAAACAAGAUACAACAAUGCAUUCAUUCAUACAAAUGGUUGUAACUAAAGUUUUCUGAUUAUCAGACACACAUGACAAUUUGGGUAACAAGAGAAACAGGUUUGUUUGAAGAAGUAAAGAGUAGCUAGAAAAAUAUCAAGGAAAUACUAGUGUGUGAGAAGGACGGGGUUCCUGGGUAUAGAGCUGUUUUUAUUUAGGGAAUUCUCAUUUUAGCCAAUUACUGAGACAAUUUUAAAUGCCUAUAUUGGAUUAACCACUGAGUGCCCAGACCUUUGCUUCUGAUAUAUCCUGGAUUUGAGGUUGUCCAACUUUGGUCUGUAAACCACCUUGGGAGGAAUCCAACAAAAUACAUGUUCAGCCCUUACAUUUUGUUCAGUCUCUUUAUGACUUAUGGCAUGGCAAUAACUGAACUAAACAAGGAGUUUGGGAUGCAUGGCAUGCAGUCUGUAGUUAUAAAGGAUUAAAUAGCUAAUUAUUUUCUUUUGCUUGGCCAGGUGAGGAGUACUAUACGACCGCUGUUCCAAGGCACAGCGAUGAACAGAGCUGUAUAUGAUGUGUUAACCUGGCUAUGUACGCAGAUAACAAUGAGUUACACUGUGGCUCCCUUUCUUUUGCUUGAACUUGGGCAGUCACUGGAGCUGUACAGGUAAGAAUCACGGGCCCAUUUUUACCUCUGAUAAUUUGGGAGUGGAUCAUUAAUUAAAUAAUUUAAUAAUGUAAAAAGCACACAUCUUUUUUUUUCAAAUAAGUUACUAUGGUUAAUGUGCAAACUGCAAUGAGUGGUUGGUAGUGUUUAAUUGCUUCUGUUACAAACCAGUCAGGGAACAAUAUUCAGUACUGCAUGAAUGCAAAUUGUAGCUAAAGCAGACCACAGAUCAGUUCAGUUCACUGCUGUGUGUAAGAUAAAAGAUUUAUGACCAAGCUAAUUUUCAUUAAAAAACUGUCAUAUCAUUUUUUCUUGCAGAUCUCUCGGCUUCUGUCUACACAUUCUCCCUGUUUUGGUGCUUCUAAUAUUGCCUAAGAAUAGGAAACCACAUAUUGCAGACAAGAACGUCAACAAGACAGUUUGUGACCGAAACUACAACCAUAUGAAGAAGCAAAACUGAAACAAAUCUUGCAUUGUUUAUGAUGCAGAUAUGUAAACUGUCUUUUGUACUGCUUUCUACUGAUCCUUAUUACCAUUCAAACAUCACUCUCUACCAACCAUGGACAAGCCUCAGUCCACAAUAUGUCACCAAACAUUACAGACCUAAAAAAACUUAAAGGUCUCAAUCAGACCUAGGGACAAGAAGUAAGAAGCGACAAAGAAAGAUGUAUCUGUCACCAACCAGACAAUGAUGCCUUUACUGGUGAAAGAUGUAUAUAGCAAUUAUUUAGCUAAUAAUUGUUUAGAUAUUUAUUUUUAACAAUAAUCACAAUAGCACAUAUUUUUAUACUUUACUGUUGGUUUGUGGGGUUUUUUUUGUUCCUUUUUUAAGUAAGCCUGGAGCUUAUCAUGGACAGAUCGUCCACUAGCCAAAUUAAACCAAUUUCCAGAGAAACUGACUAGAUGCCUAUCUUUAAAAAAUAUAUAUAUUUAAAGGAAUGUCCAUCUCUUGACAUUUUUUUAACCAGUAAGCAAACACUUUAAAACAAAUAUACAAACUAAAAUAUAGCAAGAAAAAUUGAAAGUAUGUAAUAAAUGUUUACAAAGGUUCUAUAAACUUGGUCAAAUUGCACUGUUGGGCAUGCCGGUCAGCUAUAAGAGUUUCUUCUAACCCUGUUACCUACCCAUCUCCAGGGCUGGUUUUCCUUGUCAGAUAGGCACAAACUUUUAAGGCUCCCCUGCUACCCAACCAAAAAAAAGGCAUAUAAAUCAAUAUAAUGAAUGUAUUAAGUGGACAUUGCAGGCCUAAAAGCCAUCUAAAAACAAACAUAUUCAUAUUUGACAACUGCAUAUGUAUAAAU
Messenger RNA from Pelobates cultripes (western spadefoot toad), 60589 nucleotides. The record is from the annotation of a GenBank genome assembly. Lineage: Eukaryota; Metazoa; Chordata; Amphibia; Anura; Pelobatidae.